Messenger RNA from Cinara cedri, 49934 nucleotides. NCBI's taxonomy places the organism in Eukaryota, Metazoa, Arthropoda, Insecta, Hemiptera, Aphididae. The record is from the annotation of a GenBank genome assembly.
GGAGACCGCACGAUAGUGGGCAAGAAAGCGUUUCAGUGCGUAUUGUAUUGCCGUUGUGGUGUGUUCACGCAAUUUCAGUGCCCGGCAGGUGUGCUGUGUAGCGUGAAAAAAACGUUCGUAAUAAAAAAAAAUCCGAAUCGAGUUUCUAUAACUGAUAACCAAAAUAUAUAAAGUAAGCAACACGAAUUUCAUUAAAACGUAUAAUUUUACAUUAUUGAUUAGAAAUAUGUUUUCGGUUUUGAGAAAUAAAUGUUAGGUAGGUAUCAGUUUAAGAUUAUAUUGUUUUAUAUAUUAUAAUAUUUGUUUUCUUUUGUAGUAUCGAUUAAUGUACAAAAUUAAAUUGUAGGUACCUACUGGUAUAAAACAUUGAUGUAGGAACAUUUUUUAAUAGGGGAAAAUCACCAAAGUCUCAGUUUCUCGUGCACGCCAUCAUAUGUAUAUGUAGUACGAAAUAUCGAUUUUUAGAGUAACCCAGUGAACGGUGCCAUUUGUUAUGGUUUGAUACUAUGUUCUCGUAUUUUCAAUACAUUCAUCUUUUAAUGUUGGUUUGAUAGACCACAACAUAAAAACAAAUCGAACACCUAUGUUUAUGUUGAUGAUUUGUAAUAUACAAAUUAUAAUCUAUAUUAUAACAAUUCAUAUUGUUAGUUUAGAUAGUAAUCUAGUAGUAGCAGUCUUUAAUAUUUACCUAGUUUAAUUUAUAUUCUUCAUAGUAUUUUACGAUGAAAAAUUACAAACAAAAUAAAUCUCUAUUUGUCUAUUUUAAUUUAAGUAUAUUUCAAAUAAUUCUAGUAGGUUACCUAAAUAGUUUGUUUUUAUAGUUUUUUAUUUUACAUUAAGUUUUAAGAAAUUGAUUAGAUAUAGUGGCGUAGGUGAUUAAUACACGAUGGAAGUACAUGAACCUACGUACUUUAGAUGGUUAAAAUGAACCAUCUGAAUUGGGUAGGAGGGUGUUGGCCCUGGGUAGUAAGUAUAUAAUUUAAUAGGAACAAUUGUAUUAUGCUAAAAUAGCUGAAUUGAUAUUUGCUUAUUUUAUAUUUGUAUAAGAUAUUAACUAUUGGCCUAUGGGCCAUUGGGUGGUGCUGGGUUGUAUGUUCUAAACUAAGAUAAUUUGAAACCAUUUUUUAAAGAACCCGGCGUCACUAAUUAGGUACCUACCAGGAUGUUAUUUUUAUUUACAUAUUAAAUUUUAUAAUUAUAAAAAAAAAAUAUUACAAAACAUAAAACAUAAAUUAGUAUUUAUGUUAUUAAUUAAAUAUUUACAACAUCUUAUAUCUACUAUCUAGGUGCGUAAUAAUAAAUUAUAAUUUAUAAUUAUUCAAUGUCAUUAACAAUUUAAUGUUAAUAAAUAUGACUAUGGUGGGUACGGAUAGUUAUCCUAACUACCUUGGUAAUGAUUAUAAAGUUCCAAGAUUUCCUUAUGCAGAACUGAUAUAAGUAUCUAUUUAUUGUAUCUAUCUUUAUAUACCUAUACCCUACAGGCAAACAAAAAAAUUUAAUAUAUUUGUACAUAUUUGUUUACAUGAAUGUUAUUUACAAGUAUUGCUUAUAAUUGGCAUACAUAUAGUUUAGAACCAUUGCUCGUUAUUCGAAUUUUUUUUUUUUUUGUAAAUGUGUAUUUUAAUACACUAAACUCAAAAAUGUUUUGUUUAUUUUGAACAUCACCAUAACCCCAAUCGAGCGAGUACCCCCCAGUGUCAUGUUAUGUGCACCGAAAAUGUAUUAGGCUUCAAAUCGAUAUAACUUCUAAAAUAAUAGUUUCCGAAAUAUUCUGAUUGUACCAUCAUAUUCGGCAAUAAAAAAACAAAAUGAUUUUUAAGUUUUUUUUGAUAUAACUUGUAAAAUUAAAAAAGUGACAAUUUUCCCAAAAACAUUUUGGAAUUAAGUAUAUUAAAAUAAACAUUUUAUAAAAAAAAAAUAAAAUCGAAAAACGAACAAUGGUGCUAAAACUAUAUUUGUUCUGCUUAAUUUAAUGGCUAAUAAGUUAAUAAAUUAGUAUUGUAAUAGUUUUAUUACUUUAUAAUUUGUCUAAAAAUCAUGUUAUUCAUGUAGUAAUAAUAUUUUAAACUUUAUAUUUUUAUUAACUAAUUACAAUUAAUUAUUUUCAUAUUUUGCUCCUUGUUAUUUUAAAUUUUAAAUGUAUUGAAGAAGUUUAUAAUUUACUAGGUACUAAUUUUACUAUGAAGUGUGGUUUUUUCGGAAAAAAAUUUUUCUGUUUGUAGAAAUGCUUUGGUGUUUUUAUGUCACACAUUAAAAAAUACAGAUUUUUGUCUCAUGGCACUAUAUUUGAAAUAUUUUCUAAAGUUACACAUUUUUUUUCUAAAAAGUUGAAUUUUAUAUUUUUUUAAAAGUACUUAAUACAUAUUACUACAAUUUUUCCACAGAUGUGGAAAAUUCCACAUCUGCGUGAAAAAAUAAAUUUUCGAAAUUUUCAGUAAUUUACUUCCUAAGUAUUUUUUUUUUUGUUUAUUUCUGGUAACCUUGGAAACAAGAAAAAAACACGAAUAGCAUUACAUUGCUUAAAAUCGGUUUUCGUUUACAAUGAUUAUUAUUGCAUACAGUAUAUAAACUAAAUAUGGUGGGUUGGUGAGUAGUUUAGAAAACUAUCAUUUCCCUCUCACCACAAAAUACUAUACUAUGGAAUGCUCAUUUUUUGUCUGAUGGUACUAUCUAUCGCAGGUUAAAAUAGAUUGAAAUAUAGUGUUUAAUACCAAUGUAUGCAGAUAUUAAUUUUAUUGAACUAUAUAUUAAUAUUAUUAAUAUAUAUAAUUUAAAAAAAAAAAUAUUACUAAUGGCUGUAAAACUACUUUUGUUUUGGUGGGAAAUUGGGAAAGUAAGAAACAAAGAGUUACCAAAAGUAAACUUAAUCUAACAAAGGUAUUUUAUUUAUAACUGUACGCGACGCAAAUUAUUGCUAACGAAUUACGAUUCAGAACAAAGUUUUGAAAUGCCGUUAUUUUUACGAUUUUCGUCAAAAUUUGAUCUUAAAACGCAUAAAAACUAUUGCAUUACAUCAAAUUUUUUCCAUUAAGUACAACUUAUAAUAAACAUCGUGUUAAAAUUUAAACCUUUCUUAUCGGUUAAAACAAUUUUAUCCACAUAAAAUCACAUAAAAACUUAAAACCUAGAAAGUGACAAAUAUCUAUAAAUAAAUAAAUCGCUAAAUAUUUUAAAAAGUCUAAUAUAAUAUAAUUAUAAAAUAAUUCAGGUUUCUACACACAAUUAUUUUAAACUAAAUUACAAAAAAUAAAAAAAAAAAAUAGUGAAAUUUUUAAUGCCUUAAACUUUCCCGUGUUUCUUGUUUUUUUCCCGGUUUUUUUGAAUUAUUAGGAAAAUUAUACGGAAAAUUAAAAAAAAUAACCUUCGUAUGCACCAACUAAACAACAUUUUCUUUUAGAGAAGAUGCUAUUCUUGUAAUUUGUAAUAAGAAUUCUUGUAGAAAACAAAAUCGAAAAAAUAAUAUUAAAUUGGUAUUAACAUAAAUAUUUUACAUAUACAUUUUUUCCCUAUUUACCCCAAUUAUUAAAAAAACUGUUUGGAAAAUCAGGAAAUGAUUUCCUCAAUGUUCCUACCAACUAGAACCAAAAUUCUGCUAAAAAUCCAUCUUUUAAUUUUUUGAUUGAAGCAAGAUUUUAGUUACUGGCAUUCAUCAUAGUAAAACUAAUAUAUUUACUUCGUUUAUAAUCUAAAAUAAAAUUACUAUACAAUUUAACCUAUUGCGUAAUUAUAUAUUUAAACAAGAUGGAAAAUAUAAAUAUAUAUUUAACUGAUAAGUUAUUAUAAUAUGGAAUUUAUAUAUUUGAGACUUUUUCAUUUAAUAAGUACAUGUUUUAAACGUUAUGCUAUUAUGUCAAUAAGUAAUAUUUAUUAUAAUAUUUUAAGAAAAAAUAUUCGUAAAUUUGUAUAAACUUAACAAAUGAUAAACAUAUUUGACAAAUAUUAGAAAAAAUUAUGGUUAUCUUGGUUGUUAUGACAAAUGUUAUUUCUGCACAAUACGUAAUAUUAAAAUUUGUAAUAAAUAUGUACAAGUUAUACUGGUUUCAAUAUUGUGAAUACUGAACGGAAUGCAUACAGUUAUCGAGGGAGCAUUUACUUCAACCUGUCUAGUACUGACUUCCUACGUAAAUCUUAAGAAAAGUGAAAUCUUAUUACUUUCGUUUUUACCAAUUUGUCAUGUUUUGCUGUUAAUAAAAUUACUUAAAUAACGAAAAAUAAUCACAUCAAGUAAAAGUCUUAAAAAUAACUGUAAUAAACCAUAGUUCAAAUAAUAUACUGUAGAUGUGGUUUUCAUUUCAAUAAGUUGAAAAUUUGGUUAUUUGGUUAAUGAUCGAUAAAUCGUUUAUUAUAUAGGUACACGUGUUUUAUGUCGGACAAUUUCUUUCAAGGUUAUUCAAAUUAAUGCUUAAAAUUGAGAGGUUUUAUGAAUCGGAACAUGUAGAACACUUAAAUAAUGUGUAGAUACUAGAUAGUAGAUGGAUAAUUUAUUUUUAUUUCAUGAAUAAGGCAUGGUUUCUAUUUUUAGAUUCUAAACUGAGUUUUAGGUUUGAAACUAUGUGGUUUUUAAAAUGUAUUUUAGAGAAUGCUUAAAUAAAGAAAAAAUAUUACCUAAUUAUUAUUAAAGAAUAUUUUACUCGGUAAUUUUAUAAAAAUGUCCAGAUUUUUUGUUACAGUUUCUUGAAAAUUGUAAAAAAAAAUAUGAGAAAAAUAAUAUAAAAAAAUAUAAGUAGUAUAGUAUUAUAUUAUAUUAUUAUAACUAAUGCCUAACUGUUAUUUUUAGUAUACAUUAGUAUAUAUUUCAUUAUUUAUUUUUUUUAAAUUAUGAUUUCGACAAAACUAAAUGUAUUCAUUGCUAUUAUAUGUCUAUUAUAGUUGUACACAGUGCAUAUUAAUCGACACAUUCAGUACUCUUAAUAUUAUUAAUAACUUAUAAGCAAUCAAUUAAUUAUUUUAAGUUGAUACAAUUGCUACUCUUAAUAAAACCAUUCGAAAAUGAAAUUAAAUUUAUUAUAGUUAAAUAUUUGUUAUUUUCGGAUGCAGGAACAUAUGUAAAUAAUAAUUAAUGGGAUAUUACCUAAUUAAAUUAUACAAUCUCUACAUUUUAAAUACCUAUGAUAUAUGAAACAUUAUUUCUACUUCACUAUCUACUUAAAUAAUUUAUAUUGUAAUACUCCUCUAACUUUCUUUUAUGCAGUUUUAUAUAAGUUAUUUAUUUAUUUUUAAACAUUUUAAUGGUGGCAUAUUGUUUUACAGAUUACAUUAAGAUUAGUAUAUUAUAAUAUCAUAGCCAUUUAAUAAAUUUAACAAAAUUAUGAAAAACAUUUACUAACGAGAUUCAUAAUUAUAAUAAAGUAAAUAGAGUAAUGAAAUCUGCGAAUAAUAUUUAUUUCUGUUGCAACAUAAGAAAACAAUAAAACCAACAAAUAAAAAAAAAUAACAAUAUUUAAAAUUCACUAUUCACUAUUCAAUAAAAUUUACUAUGUUUUCACCUGGGAAUUUAUGAUAAUUUUGUACAAAUAUAUAAUUUGCUUUUAAGAUGAAAAAUAAUACAAAAUAUAUUUUAUUUUUUUUUAAAUUUGAAGUACGAAUAGAUUAUCUAUUGAAAUCUGUCUAUCUACUCGUAUAAAGAAAACAAUUUUUAUUAAAAAGACAAAUAGUUUCAAACAGAAACAUUACGCAUCAAUAAUUUAACUACAUUUUCCAAUCUUCAAUGAAUACUUAAAAAACAUGAACACCAAUUAAACUUUUAGUUUUUGAAUACAAUGAUUGAUCAUUGCUUGCGUAUAACAAUUUACAAUACUGCAGAAUAGUCAAUAUAUUGACAUGUCAAGGUGAGAAAUAUGUUCACCUUUUAUGUUUAGUUUAAAAUUACAUGACUAUAUAGUAUAUAGAUACUAUAUAAUUCCUUAAUAAACUAUACAAUAUUAUGACCAAAAACAUUUGUCUCCGUGUAUCAUUAUUAUGAUAAUAUACUAAUGAAAAUAUUUUUAUACCUAUUGAACUUAUAUAACAGUAUAACAAUAUUACUUAUUGAUCAAUUAUCAAUAGGUUCCUAAUAAAGAGAUGCAUGAAAACAUUGAAAACGAUUUUAAUGGUAGGUAAUUUGCAUUUACCUAUACAACAAUGAGUCAUUAGGUGGAUAUUGGUCAUAUUGUUUUAUAUGGUUUUAUAUUUGGUAUUCUAUUAUUAUAGAUUUCAUACGAUUUUGAGAUUCUAUACGUAGCGAGGGGUCUAUUGGUUUAACUAUAAUGUAUGUGUUUUUUAAUUUUAUUUUUUUUUUGUGCCUGUAAACAACUUUUCAACCAGAAAUUUUGAUUUAAUCAAAAAAUGUCAAGAGACCUUGUUUGUUAAAUUUUAGAUCUAGUUGGUGAUUAAGUAAGUCAUUUUUUUGAUUUUCCAACCAGUUUUAAUAAUAAUUAGGAAAAAAGAGGUAAAAUGACAACUGACAAAUUUACGGCGUACGAUUUUAUUAUUUUAAAUUUGUACUAUUUAUGUUUUCUACUAGAAUUUUUACUAUAAUCAUUUUAAGAUAAAAUGUUGAUGCAAAUGAAAAAUAUUAUGACAUUUCAAAACAUUUAUAAUUUAAUUUUGUUCAGAAUUGUAUUUCGUUGGUUUAUCAUUACUUAUAUAUAUAUAUAUAUUAAAUUACUUUAUAAAUCUUACUUUCCCAUCUUGCAAACAACAGCAGUGGCGCAACCAUUAGUAGUAUCAGUUCUUUUGUAUUUCUUAUAAGUGCUUUUUAGUUUACCUGCCUUUUUAAUAGUUUAUAAAUCAAAUAUAAAUAAUAUUCAUUUUACUUUUGACUUCUGUAUAAAUAUUGUUGUUUACUUUAUUUAUAAUAAUAAUUAAUUAACUAUUUUUCUAUUUGAAUACUGCAAAUAAUUAUGUCAAGUAAUUUAAGUACUUUUAAGAUUUAAUUGUCAUAACAAAAAUUAUUUUUUGACAUUGAAAAAUAUUUGUUGUACUUACUUAUAUAUCAAUUUAGAUUAAAUUAUAAACUCUUUCUUUCUUUUCUUUUGAAUACUCAUAGUAAGAUAUAAUAGCACACAGUGGAAAUUAAUAAAUAAUUUAUUUGUGUCAAAUUUCUGGCCAUCAAAAUAGAAAUUUGUUAAUUAAAGAAUGUAUAUUAAUAUAAUAAUCGUGGACUAUAUUUACUAUCUGACAGAAAAAAUUUUUUUUUCAUAACACGCGUUUUUCAUACCUAAUCUAAAAUUAACCAACAUGAACAUUAAUAAACAUUAAUACAACUUUUCUUUUUUUUUAGGUAAUCAAAAUUACGACGAAUGAAGUAAAACAUAUUUGUAUUAACCUGUUUUACUAUUAGAAAAUAAUCAUGACGAUAAAUAUAAAAGAAUCAAAUAAUAUUCCACCUCUUAAACGAUACAGGUAAUCAAUACUGUUAUUUGACAAUAACUAUAAUUAAAAAUAUAAAAUGCUUAUUGUUUGGAUAUUUUUAGGUCUAAAUCUAUGAGCAAUUCCGUUGCUUAUACGAGUUUAUUACUAAUCGAGCUAAUUCUUUUGGUAAUCAAAUUUAUUUAUACUACAAUUGAGUCUAUUGUUCGUCUAUUUUUGCCACCGUUGGAAAAAUCACUAGUAGAUGAAAUUGUAUUAGUAAGUAUUAUAAAGAAAUUAUUAUUGUGUAUUAUUUUAAAACUAAGUAUUUAUAAAUACGUAUUAUGUGCAAAAUAUAAAACCUGAAUGGUUAGGUUAGCAUCCUUCGCGUGUUUAAAGAUCAAGUUUCAUAAUACCUACCUAUGUCCUAUACCUAUAUUUACUGAAGACAUCUUAUAUUAUUUCGCAAACCAACACAUAUAUACAGAUAAACCUUUCUACUGAAAUAGUUUGAAAUAGAUGCCUUACGAAACAAACUUCUUAUUGAGUUAACAUUAUUCGAUCCAACCCUAAGGUUAUUUACCUGGUUUUGGCAUCAAAUAAUAUAUUACACACGUAGAUUACUAAUAUAGGUAUAUUCUUCAUUAUGGGAACUAGUCAAAUCAUAUUUGAAAGUACCUACUGAAGAAAUAAAAUAAAAUACGUCCGAAACGUUUUAAAAUAAUAAACAUCAAGCGUUUAAUAUGAUGUUUUAAUGAUAUUUUAGUUUGAAAAUACAUGUUUAUGUUUGUAUAUAAUAUAAUCAUAAUAUAAUAAUUAACGUCUACACACAAUUAAAUUACCUACUUAUUUAUAUAUUAUAAUAGGUGUAGGUAUGUACAAUUUAACAUUUCAAUUUUAUUUGAGAUUCUGUAUAUCAAAUUUAAGAUGUGUUGUUUUCUCGAAAAACACUUUAAUUUUUAAAAAUACUCUAAAUUUUUCAUUUCAAACUUUCAAAGAAAAGAUCUUUCAUCUGGUGGUGCUUUAUUUAAACAAUUUUCGAAAAUUAUCAGCAGUUCUCCCCCUAGGUCAUUUAUGGGUUGAUUCCUUUGAUAGCAAGGGUAAAACAACUUUACUCAGAAUUUUUUUUAUUAUAAUGAUUUAUAGUUAAGCCGUAUACAAUUAAUUUACCCUGUAUAGCCUACCUGCUAAACUACUCAUCUAGGACAAUUAGGGACGGGGGCGUGACUAAGGACCUCGGCCCCCACAGGCUUAUUAUUUCUCCGAUUUUUGUAUGAGAAAAUAAUAUACAUAAUGUAUUAUAUUAUAUUCUAUUUAUGCUGUAAAAAAAAUUAUUAGGCCUCCCCCUCAGAUAUAUGCUCUGGAUCUGUGCUUGAGAACAAUGACCUAUUUAUGAACAGUAUCAAGUAGGUACAAGGUACCUACUAUUAUUUAUUAUAUAAUAAAUUUGAAUACAUUGUUUAGAUUAUUAUUAAAUCUUAUCUUGUUUAAUCGACGGUUAUUUUUGAAUAUGUAUUAACGUUGUUUAUUUAAAAAUACUUCAAUUUCAACACUCAUUUCAGUAUAUUAUAUAGGAUGAUCGAUCCUCGAUAGGACACUUAUUAUUACUAAAAAGUAUACCUAUAUUUUUUUUGGGAUUUGUUUUUUUUCGAGAAUUUAUGAAACUAUCAGCUCUAAAAUGUUACAUUGUUCUUGUUUUUUGUCACUCAUAUUUUUAGUGGUGAAACCAAUACCCAGUUUUAAUUUUCAAAUAACAAUCUUUAUUAAAAUUUCCAUAAAUAAAUGAUGAUGUUUUAGUUUAACUAAAUUUCCCUGUUGACAUUUUUAAAUUCCGUCAACGCGAGAUCGAUAUUAUAUGAUAAGUUUAGGUAGGAAGAGCUAUAUAGCGGUAUGGCGCACAGCGAUUGAAUGAAUGAGCCACCCCUAAACAUAAAACGAGAAAUUUAAAAGUGGAAUAUCUCAUCAACAUGUUGGCGGAAUUUCUAAUUUCAACGUCAAAAUGUAUUUAAAUCAAAACAUAAUAUUAUAUUUAUGGAAUUUUUAAUGUAAACUACUAUUUGAAAUUCAAAAACGAGUAGUAGUUUCACCCCUGAAAAUAAGGUUGACCAAAAAAAAAUAAAUAUUCUAAAGUAUUUAAUUUUUGAUUUAAAAUAAUCUAAAAGCAAUACGCUUUUUAUUAUUUAACUUUUGAUAAUUUAAUGUUAUUAAAUUUAACAUACAAUUAUAAAAAAUAUCUACACAAAUUAAAUUAUAAUUUGGUAUUUUAUUAUUAGUUGGAACUUAUACCUAGAAAUUUUAUGAAAUGCGAGAAUGAACUUAUGUGAUGGAUUUAUACUAUUAUCUUCUUUUAAAAUUUCUAUGAUAGUGGUAUAGAAUUGAACAUUUUGUUAUUACUUUGAUUGUUUUUCCUAGAUUACUGGCGCAGGUCAUGGUAUUGGUCGAGAAUUGGCAAUACUGUUCGCCAAACAAAAUGCAAUAAUUAUAUGUUGGGACUUAGAUGAAAAAGGAAAUGCGGAAACUGAACAAAUGCUUAAAAUUAAAGGAUACAAACGGAUUUACAAAUAUAAGUGAGUUUAAAUUCUCAAAGUUGUAUUUUAAUGUAUCAUAUUAAAUAUCAGAUAUUUACUUGAGCUUCUUUGAAUAUUUUUUAUUAAAUUCUUUAUCUAAAUUUUCUCUAAAAUUGUGAAGUGUGAUAUAAUAGUAAUAUAGGUACUAUAAAUUGCUAAAGUUACAUCUUUUUCAGAUUAAUUGCUUUUUUCUACAGCUGUUACGUAACAGAAUGAAAAUUAAUGUAAAACUUAAUCGAUGAAAACUAAAACCAAUUUAAUAUUAUUAUUUUAUAAUUAGAUAUAAAUGCUGGUAGAUACUGGAUAGAUACCAACUGGGUAUGGGUGUGCCAUUGGUGCAGAUGGGAAGUUGGGAAAGUAAAAUAGGUACAUAAAGUUAUUUAGUUUAAAUCUGUAAUCAACGAUAAACCAUCGCUACUGAAAAACGAUUCUGAGCGAAAAUCGAUAAUUUACAAGUAGUAAUAACACAUAGGAAUAGCUCAGUAAAGUCAUUUAUGGUGUCAUAUUUAAUAGUUUAUAUUUCCUGUUUUUUAUUGUAUGUGUGUAUGUUAUCCAGCAGUUGCUUAUUAAUUAGUAUAACUGCAGUUUAAUUUUCUGAUGAGCUACUGCUAAUCCGUUAAUAGUAAUUUAGAAUACUUAUUAAGCAACAGUAGGAAGAUUACUUGUGUGUAAGACACUGAAAACCCUAAUUGUACUAUCAUAAUAAUAUUGUCAAAUUACAUAACGUCAUAACUCAAGGUCUAGUUGUCCGUAAAUUAUAUAGUAGGAAUCAGACGUGUAGAAUUUUUUUCAUUGAUAUUGCACCGUAGGGUAUAACAAGUGACGUUAUACUACCUAUCACCUAUGUAGAUAAAAUACACGGACGACAUUGACCUAGACGUAUAUAUUCAAUCUCAAUGUUCAAAUUGUUCCCGGACGUGAUUUGACUGAAUUAUUGACAUUUAAUAUCUUCAGUUUUUUAUGAUAGACAGGUAUUUUGAAUACGACAACAGCUGUUCUGUGACUUACAAUUAAUUUUUUUUUUGCUGUUUGAAUUUAGAGAAUUUUAAAUUCUAAGCGGAGCGAGGAAUCUAUUGAUUUUAUAAUGAUGUUUAUUUAUUAUUAUUUUUUUUUAUUUACAAACAACUUUUCUCCCAGAAAUUUUGUUCCGAUUUUCAGUUGUAGCACUUUUUUUGAAUGGGAAUCUGAUUGGGAUGGUACUUUAUUGAGGUCAUUUUUUGAUUUUCCUAGUUUUCAUAGUAGAUGAAAAAAUAGCGGAAAAAAACGUAGGAAAAACGAGAAAUUUUAUGACAUGUAUUACUUUCAAAUCAUAAAUAUUAAGGCCUUUCAUAACAUGUACAACCGAACUCCACGCCGCCCAGAAUCGUUUUUCAUUACCAAUGAUUAAUCUUUCCGUACAGAUAUACAUUAAAUGUCCUUUCUACCUUUCCACCUUCUCAUCUAUAACUGUGGCCAAUCCAUCUUGCGAAUUAUGUCCACUUGUUGUUAUCAAGGUUAUACAGAGUGUAAUUGGACUAUUUGACAUUUUUACAUUGCAGUUAUAUUUAAACAUCCAUCUGUAAUCAUCGGUUACACCCUGUAUAUUAUAUUAAAUAUAAAUUGUAGAAAGAAUGCAAUGUUUUAAAUGGUACCUUAAUAAUAUACAAAUUUAGUUUCGAUAUUUAAAAUUUUGUUUUGACCGUAUCGUAGAAUUUAUUGGUUUUAUUAUAAUAUGAGGUGUGUAUUUUUUUCGCCCGUAAACAACUUUUUUAUCAGAAAUUAUGCUCCAAUAAAAAAUUACAAGGUACCUUUUUCGAUUGAAUCUAGUUGGCUCAUUCGGGAGGGAGGUCAUUUUUUGUUUUUUCAAACAGUUUUUAUGAUAAUUGGGAGAAACAAGAAUAUAUAUAUAAUCAAUCAUAAUUUGUAAUUAGUAUUUCUGACAUAACAAAUUUGAACACAAUGUAAUUGUUUUUUUACGAAAAUUCUAAAAAUACACUGCAUUUUACAUAAUAUUUUUCGAUUUAUAUGAAUAUAAAUUUUUAGCUAAGUCAAUGUGUUAGAAAAUUUAACACGAUGUUUAUCAUUAGUUGUAUUUGAUGAUUGUAAAUUUUAGCGUGAUGUAGUCAUUUUAUUUCUGUUCAUCACCACGCGUUUCCUAUUUACAUAUACGUUUAAAUAUGUGCGAAAUUUAAUUUUGGGAUCAUUUAAGUUUCCUCUCAUUGUUAAGGUCCAUUUUGGAACGGUCUCAUUGUAGUAUUACGUAUCUUAAAAAUGAUUAUUAAAUACAUAAACUCGAAUGGACAUUAACAAUUUAAAUGGCUAAAUGGCAUUAUACAAAUAAUUACGAUUUAUGAUUGAAAUAUAUAUAUUUUGUAUGUUGUAUUACAUAAAAAUUAAAACUAUAUAUUGGUUUUAUCUGAACACCUCUAUAAAUAAAAACCUUUAUUUUUAAUAAUCACAAAAUUUUCAUAAUGAGAAUUAAUUAUUUAAUGAAGUUUGUUCAAUUUAACCUUAGAAAAAAUUGCACAAAAAUAGCUUAACUUAAAAUAACGCUAAUUAAUGUAAGAAAAAUCUUGAAUUAUACAACAAACAUUGUUGCGGAACUUCAGUUACAUAUUAUUUAUUACAUAAUAAAGAAUUAAAUUUGUUUUAUACUGACAUUUAAGGUGCAUAUUAACCACCAUAUAUUGUCGUCUGCAUAUUAUGAACACAGUAGGAAUACCUAUACCUAUUAUUUAUAACUUGAACUUAAGUAUAGGUAAUAUUUUACAUGAGACUAUUGAUGCGAAAUGUCUAAUUAAAAACUUAUUUACAUUCAUUUUACAUAUUAGUAUAUUCUCAUUUCAUUUAAAAAAUAACAUCUCGAAAAUGUUGAUUUGUUUUUUCUGUAUGAGGAACGUCAUGAAUUCUAUAAUUAACAGUUCUUCUUGGAAUAUAAUUCUAUGAAUUUAUGAUUCAAAAACCAAAAAAAAAUGUAGACAAUUUAACAAUAAUAUUAUAAACACAGUGAGAUAAUUAAUGUUAGAUACUCUGUAGAUUUUGACGCUAUCCAUUUAUUUUUUUUUCGUUAUAUUGUUAGUAUUAUAAAUCAAAUAAAUAUACAAUAAUGAUUUUAAUUACUUAUAAAUAAAUCACUUAAAUUAGGUAAUAUUUUAUGCAACAAUUUAAUAACUUGUGUUAACACUUAAUUAUAAAUUAUUUCCUAUUGAAAUUGAGAACAUUUUAGCAAAUAUUUAUUAGUUGUUAUAUACCUAUACCACAUCAUUAUGCUAAUAUAAUAUACUUAUUCUUGCCACAAUUUGUUGUUAUUUACAUAUAUAAAAUGAUAUUAUAGGCUAAAUCCAAUUAUGAAGUCAAGUGAUUGAAGAUUGUGUAAUUUUUGACAAUACCUUAUGCGCCUUUGAAAAUCUAAAUAUUUAUUUUUAGCUGAUACUAUUCAGGAAAUUUAGUAAUUAAUUAAAAAGGUUCGGAAAAGGGGAUUUUGGGAAAAUUUACGGGAAUCAAACUUCACUCUUUCUAUUUUUAUAGUAAAGCUACCAACAUUUAUGAACAUACAGCAAGAAUCUAUGUUGUAGCGUAUUUAUUUUCACCACUAUCGAUAAUUUUUCAAUAAGUAAAUGAAAAACAGAAAGUUUCCAAACAGGGGACUAAUUAUACUUAUUUAUGCUAAGAAAAAAAUAACUACCUUUCGACAUAGAUUAAUUUUGGCAAUUUAACUAUAAAUAUGAUGUAAGAAAACUUGUCCCGCGGAAAAUAGUUUUCACAGUCAAUAUACUUUAUUACGUACCUACUAUCUAUAAGAAAUUAUAAUAUAAUUUUUUACAUUAUUCAUACGUUCAUACAAAUUAUAAAAAUUAAACACAAUAAUCCAAUUCAUAUAGUAUAUUAACUAUUUGGUUAGGUUCGGUAUACCGUAUACGUAUAUUUGUAUACAGGUAUACUGUAAAUGUGUAAUCACAUUAAUAGUGCCUUCAGUGAAUCUAAUAUACCAAAAACCUAUAAAGUGAAAGUAAAAGUAGUAGGUAUUACCAACGAAGAGUACGUAUAAAUUCUAACUGGUUCUACAUGAUAUGUCUAUGAUUAUUGUACAUUCCAUGUAUGUUCCCUGACAGUAAAUUGCCUUAAAAGGAAAUUUAAUUAAUAGAUUACUUAUCAUCUAUUUUGUAAGAAUUAUGUUCAACAAUUAGGUGUGACAUAAAAAACUACUUAUUUGAUAAAUAUACGAGUAGAAAAAAAAUACGAUUUUCUCUUAUUAUAAAUUACACUAUUUUCGUUAAAGUUAUGAAAUAUCUAUACUUAUUUUAUUUAUUGAUAUAUUAUAUUAUAUUAUACAAAAAAUUUAGCACAUCAUUAAGGCAAAUCUAUGAUUUUUUAUGUCCGUAAAAAAAAACUAUAAAAAAAAUAGUGAAAUUGUGUUUCCAAAUACUCAAUACUCACUAUUAUACGCUACUAUUGCCAACAAUUUUGAUUUGCCAGUUCUUACUUAAAAUUUCUUAAUAUUCUAUUGACAAACACAAUCGAUUCCAUAAUUUUAUAUUAUAUAUCGUUAAAACACUUUAAAGUAUACUUUUUUUUUCAAUUAAUCGACAUCAGUGGGGGAUCAGUUUUUCACAUUGUUAUCCCACUAGUACCAUCGUUUAUUAAUGGGUAUAAUUAAGCGUUUUGGAAAAUCCUGUUUUCCUCUUUGCGGAGCUGGCUAACACAGUUAACAAUGCUAAUUAAAUAAUGAUGAAAGGUGAGGAUGGACCGUGUCACCUCCUAACUAAUAGAGUGCUAACUUAAAUUUUUAAGUAUACUAAUUUUCCUCACAUGUUCAUAUAAAUAAUUAUACUAUUUAUUAAACAACGUUAUUUUUAUAUUAAAUAUUGUAAAUCUAAAUAGAUAUCUAUUGAUAACGUUUUUAUAGAGUAGAUGUGUCUAAUAGACAAGAAGUGUUGGAUGCUGCGAACUUAGUGAAACAACAAGUUGGCAAUGUCACAGUAUUAGUAAAUAAUGCGGGUAUUAUGCCGUGCAGGCCAAUGUUUUUGCAAAGCCAUGAGACAAUCGAAAAGAUAUUCAACGUCAACGUUUUAGCUCAUUUUUGGGUAAUACGUUAAAAUAAUUAGAAAUAUUAUUAUAUUAUAGACAACCAAUUAUAUAUUAUAUACGACAAAAAUACACAUUUUUUUUUUUCAGGCUUUGGAAGCAUUUUUGCCAAGCAUGAUCGAAAAUAACCAUGGUCACGUAAUUGCUUUGUCUUCAAUGUGUGGUGUCAUCGGACUCCCAAACGUCGUACCAUAUUGUGCAUCAAAGUUUGCUGUAAGAGGUAAUAAUAUAAUAAAUUACUCAUUUCUAUGAUUUUUUUAAUUGGAUUUCUUAUCAACGUGUAACGGCACAUAAUAUUAUGUCAAUAUAUAGCGAACUCUCUCUUUUUUUACCUCAACUAUAUAAUAACCAUUCAAGAUUUUAGCGUUAUUCAAGGAUAUUAUAGUCAAGGACCAAGGUCAUAAAAUGAGAAUAAUUUAUUCAGUUGUUAACGUUAUAUAAUAAAAUAGUUUGUAUAUAAAAAUAUGUAAAUCGCCUAUAAAUGUAUUCACUUAGAAAGUAUUUAUAAACUAUUUACAUGAAAAUAUUAAAAACCAGUUAUCAAAAUAGGACAAUAUAAAUAAUACGUAUAAAAUAUAUUUAUGAAUGCAGUAAAUUUAUUAAAUAAAGUUGAACUAAUAAAAUUAUAGUGUAAUACAAAUUAAAUGCCAAAUUAUGUCAUAUCCAUAUGGGCUAUCUCAGUUUUACAAACUUAUGAAAACAGUAUGAACAUUAUUUGUGUUGUACUUUAGUUUUUUUAGACAUUUUAAUUUUGAAAUGAGAUAUGAGUAUCAAUGUAAAAUUUCAAAAGUAUUUUCAUCUCCCUUAUUAAUUAAAAUAACGUAACACUGAUAAUGUUCGCUUCUUUAAGCUUGAUAUUGGGUUAAUAAUAGAAGGCCUCAUCUUUAAAAUUUGUUUUCUUUGUUAGUCAUGUAUGCAGACCCGUAGCUGGAUCAAUUUUUCAGGGGUGGCAAACCGAGUUAUAGAGUUAUAAGUUAUACUUAUUUAAUAUAACGAUUAAUCCGAAAAUGGUCGUUUUCCGAUAAAAAUUCCAAGAAGAAAAAAUAACUGCUCUUUGAUGGGGAAAUGCCCUCCCUAUUGUCCCCCCAUAGUUACGGGCCUGCAUACAUGUAACACAACAACAAAAGCAACCCUCAUUUUCAGAAUUGUACGACCUACUGGUUUAAGGCAAAAGGGCCUAUUAUACAUUUUAAAAAGAAGAAUAUUUACUAUAUAUCCUACGAAUUUAUUUUUUCAUAUUUUAAUUUUUUAUCAAGAUAUACGUCUUUUAUCUAACUAAAUAUCACUCAAUUUCAAACAUUAACAAUUUAUUUAAUAAAUUAAAAUAUUAAAAAACCAUUUGUAAAGUCUAUAUAAAAAUCUUCUUCUUUAUGAAAUGCAUAAUAAGUUAUUUUGCCUUAAACUCGACCAGAGAGUUACAAUUGCGAAAAGACAAAUGCUUUUUCAGCUGAGUAUAUAUUACACGCGAGACAGAAAAAAUAAAUAAAUUAUGCAGUUCCGUUAAAUACAGGCGUGGCUCCAGAGAGGGCACUGAGGUCAUGCCCUCCCCAAAGUUUUCCAAAAAUUUUAAUUUUUUUAAUACACAUUAUUCUCCUUGUGAACAGUAAAAUCCCGAUUAUUUAAUUAGAUACAUACCAAUUUUAUUUUGGCUGAAAAACUCAUAUUAUUAUGAUAUUAAUAUAUUAUAUAGGAACAUGUACUAAUUUGGGAAAUCACCAUUAUUGAUCGACGGACGGUUUAUGUACCUAUAUUAAAUAUUUGAUAUAAGAUAAAGCAUAAGAUUAUUAAUAUAUACACUAUACGCGUAUUAACUAUCGACGUAUAAUUAUUAUUAUUAUUUUUUUUUGCUGUAGCAAUGUCAGCGUAAAAACAUUUUUAUCGGGAAUCGUUUUUUCCGAGGUCAUUUUUGAUUCAACUAUUAUUACCUUACCUAACCGGUGAUUACUUAUUAUAAGUUAGGUGUGACUCGGAUACGGAUUUCCGCUGGGGGGCUUCAGGGGGUGGAAGCUAGAGACCACGCCCCCCCUAAGCUCGUAUUUUUGUUAUAAACAACUGUAUUAAAAAAAUAAACGUAUAAAAUAUGUUUUUAAUACAGUUUUCUGAAAAAUAAGAUUUAGGCCCCCUUCAACCAAGUCUCCGGAGCCGCCCCUGGUUAAAUAUGUAUAUCAAUUAAUAAGUACCUACUUGUACGUAACAAUAAAUUAUAACAAAUCAUACAUGUAAAAAUAAACCGACUCCAUUAGAAAAUUGAAAUAACAACAAAUUAAUUAGAAUAUCUACUGAUGUUUCUAAUUAUGUUAUAGGUAGGUACUGUAUUUUAAUUAAUUUCACACAUAUUAUAUCCAAAUGAAAUAAAAUAUAUAUUUUAAAUUCUCAACAUUUUUUAAAGUAGCAUAACAAUUAAUAUGACACAUUGACACAUAGAUAGCAUAUAGUAAUAGUAGUAUAAAUAUAUGCAAUUUUUUUAGUAUACCUAUUAUUCUUCGGUUUAUUUAUCGUGUAUUUAAGCAAUUACUAAAAUAAUGAAAAUCGGAAAUGUCUCCAAUAAUGAUUGCAUAAAGUUUGAAAUUAAAUUAAUAUUGAUUUUUAAAAUUUAAUUAAAUACAUUGCUUCCUUGAAAUAUUGUAUAUUAUUGGGCUAGUCUGAAACAUAAAACACUUCUUUAAAAAUAUUAAAAAUAGUCAAAUAUUUGUUAAGUAGGUAUUUUGUAUAUAUUUGACGUGUAUUAAAAAUCUGUAUGAUGUUCGCAUGACAUUGUGAACAAUGAUAUAAGUUUGUUUAUAAAAUAAUAAUAAAUGACUUUAUAGAUUCUUGUUCAAUAUUAUUUAACGGUUAGUAAAAUAUUUUAGUAACAAUACGUUAAAAAAUAACGGGGUUUCACGGAUCAUUUAAAAAAACAUUGUGUUUGAACCAGCUUCAUAAAAAAAUAUUACCCACAUAAAAUAAGUAUGUCAUCGUAAUACAUUUCAUUAUUCACCUACAAUGUUAGUACCACAGUUGUAAUAUGUCAAAUUUAUUAGAAUACUAUUUAUUUUAGGAUAAUACUAAUAAUUUAAUAUUGACAUACAUUUGCUUUUUUAUAAAUAUACACUGAAUAUAUUAUACAAACAUUGUAAUAUUAUUCUUUGUUUACGUUUAGGACUGAUGGAGGCAUUGUAUGAAGAAUUACGAGUUGGAGAUACAAAAAAUAAAAAGUCUGAAAUCAAAUUCACUACAGUUUACCCAAUAAUGGUAAACACAGGACUAGUUAAGAAACCUAGGAAUCGGUUCCCUUUCUUGUUGGACAUGCAGGCACCAGAAAAAGUUGCCAAUAUUAUAGUAAAAUCGAUGAGACGCAAUUACAAAGAAGUCAGUAUACCUUGGAUGUUAAUGCCUCUAGAUCGGAUAUCCAGGUACUGUUACAGCACUUACAGCAAUUGGCUGAAAACGAUAUUUAUCUGAACUUUUUAACAAUGUGAUUAAACGCAGUUAGUAGUGGUAUAACAUAAAAUCAACCUCAAUAGAUUUCGAAAACAAUACACUAUGAAAUGUUGUAGAAUGUUGCCAUAGUUAUUAUUAAUUUGUUUUAAAAAAAAAUGUUGAUAAUUAAAGACCAAGAUCUUUUCCCAUCCCAGAAUUUAUAAUUUUGACAUAAUUUUGUAAAUAGUGUUAGAUCGUGGCUUAUGGUCACUCUUAUGACAAAACAAACCUAUACUAAUAGUGAACAAGUGUUUAGGUGAAUUGAUGAAUUUGGAAAUUGAAAAAAUAAAUGUUCAGUGUAGCAACAUCACAAUAUAAAAACUAUAUUUAAUAUACUCAAUUUAAUUCAUGGAUUGUGCCAAAUUUUUGAAUCAAAAUCGAUUUUAUUAUGUUCGUUAUUUAAUACUUGGUACAGUUAAUUUCGUGUGUAAUUCUCUAUUAAAACCAAUAAACUGAUUUCGUAACGUGAUUAUAAAUAUUGUGAUCAUAUUGAUUUACAGAACAGUAAAGUUUUCAGUUUUUUUAAACUGUUUUUCUGUAUCUCAUAUUAUUAAUAAUAUUAUAAUAUACUAUAUGGUGUUUUGUAGACUGUUGCCCGGAAAGUUUAUUCAAAACGUAAAAGAUUUCAUCGACACCGGUUUGGACCCUCACACUGACGAAUUCUGAUAUAGUAAUUAUUAUAAUUAAAAAGUUUUAAAAAGACUUUGGUCUUAAUUUUUUUUUUUUUUUUUUUUUUUUUUUUUAAAAUUUUUUUUUUUUUUUUUUUUUUUGUCAACACAUUUUUUAUAUUUUAUUUGUAUUCAAAAAUUAUCACAGUCAUUAUAUUCUAUUUUAAGAUAUUUAUGGUUAUACAUAUUUAUACGUAUAUAUAUAUAUAUAUUAUUAUAAUAUUAAGUGUAUAGGUAUAUUUAAUAUGAUAGUUGUAUAAGUAAUUUUGUAAAACAUUUUUGUAUAUUAAAUACAUAAGAUUUAAUUUUGAAAAAAUGUAUACAAUUUCCAAGUGAAAUUAUAUAUUUGGUUGUAAAAAUGUACACAUUCAUGUCAGAUGAUCGAUUAAAACUAAUGUGAUACACAUUUAAUAUAUGUAUCAGUAACACCUAAUCUAUAUUUUUAUGGUGUAGCAGAAUGUUAAAUUCAAAACCAUUAUCCAUUUCAAAAACUUUUGUAUCUAAAUUAUUUUACUACCUAAAAACUAAAAUUAUAACUUUUGAAUGUUACACCCAUUUUAAACGGCUAUCCCAAAUUCUAAUCACCGGGAAAAGCCACCCAGCCAAAAUAUGACGUGUAGGGUGUAGAGGCGUGAUUACAGGGGGGGGGGAUAUGGGUGAAACAUUUCCCUCCCCAUUCGUCGUAUUCAUUUAGUAUAUUGUUAUUUUAUACAAAUUGGAAGUUUAAAUUCAAAUUUUCAAAACUAUUAUGAAAUUCAAAAAUUAUAAAUGUUUAAUUUUAUUUGUAGUACCAAAAUAUUCAUGUUUUAUUAUUAUAUUAGGUAAAAAAUAUUCUUAAUAGUUUAUGUCAUAAUAAAAUGUAAAUUUCACUUUAAGCUUUACACACUACGCGUUCGAAUGUUGCGAUUUUGAAAACGCCGUUUAAUAGAAAACUUCCGAGCUAUGGUGAUGAGUUAUUAAAUGUUAGUAAUGGGAAGGUUAUGUGGGGUUAACCUCCCACGAAAUUUCCAUGAAUAAUUUAUUUUAAUAUCUCCUCUUAAAAUAUUCUUAAUUACGCCACUGGUAGGGUGUAGCAACUGCUACAUUCGAAGUAAAGUUUGGGCGCCACUGAUUUAUAUAAGGUUGUUCCCAUACACUUUAGCAGUAUGCGGUACAGUACCGAUACGGUGGUAAACAAUAUAUUUUCAACUGUGCGAUAUGUUAUACCAUCGUAGCUUGAUCUGAUUCUCGAUACGGGGUACAGGACGAGGAAAUAUCGUACCGAAACGUUUUUCGGUACCACAAUCACACACUGCUCCGUUACGAUAUUAAACAAUCAUUGAAUUAUAAUAAUAUUAUAAAAUAAUUAUAAUUUAAAAUUCUUAAUUGUUUUUAAUAAAUGUGUUUUAGAUUCGGAGCUUAACGAGUGACCUAUUGGUUUUACUAUAUGUGUGUGUAUUUUUUUUUCUGUUUGUGAAUAACUUUUCUACUAGAAAACUUGUUCCGAAGUAUAGACUAUAGUACUUUUUCUGAAAAGGUAAUUUUCUCUAGUUGGUGCAUUAGUUCAUUUUUUGAUUUUCUAAGAGGUUUUCGAAAUAAUCGGGAAAAACUGAAAGUAAAUUAUAGGUAAAACGGCAAAUACUCACGGCGUUACUAUUUUCAUUGUUUUUAUUAUGUUAACACGAUGUUUUCUAUCAGAAAUAUUGCUUCAAUCUAAAAGUGACAAAAGAUCGAUUUUGUUCAUAUUAAUAUUUCACUUAUAUUAAUUCUUCACUUCAUUUAGAAAAAAUCAUUUUUUUAUAUUUAAAGUAGGUUUAAUGAUAAUUUGAAAAACCCGAAAAAGACAAAAUAUACGAUUUUUUUCAAAUUACGACACAAGGAUUUCUUUAUUUUAAAUUUUUACGGCUUAUGUUUUUUACCAUUAAUAUUGUUCCAAUUAUAAAACACCAAGAGAUUUUGUAGUUGUUUAUAGAUUUUCAUUGUAGUUUCCUUAAUAAUUGAGCAAAACCGAAAAAAAAAUGCAGAAAGUACGGGAUAAUGGACAAAAAUAAUUAUUUAUUAUUAUUAUAAAUUUUUAAAUGUUAUUUAGUUUAAUAUAUUCAAAAGUAGUGGACAUUUCGAAGAAAAUUUUAUAUUUACUUUUUUUAGACGAGGUAAAAUUUUCUAAACAUUUGUACGUAAUUUUUAUUCGAUAGGUAGGGUGCUGGAGACAUAUAUAUUAGGUCUUCGGCAUCCCUUCAGUACUUUCGAUAUUAUUCGGAUACUAGUUUCGAACAAAUUCAUAUAAAUGACGUACAAAAUAUUUGAAUACGAAUUUUCGAGAAUUUGAUAGGUGGGGCUUGGAAACAUGUACGUCUUUGAAACCAAUGUCUUUUUACAAAUUACAAUUUCCGAUUGAAAGUUAUAAGGAUUUUUGACUUUGAAUUUUAAUUAAAAAUAAUAUUAAUUCUAACGACUGGUGCAAAAUUUAAUGUUUACAUAAAUUUUUAGAAUAAUAUUAUAAAAAUUAUGAAUUAAUAACAAAUAAAAAUGGACCUAUAAAUAAUAUUAUAAUAUAAGCAAGAAUAAUAAACGAAUAGAGCAAUAAUAAUAUAUAAAUUCGUAUAAACGGGUAAUCUGAUCGAAAAUACGGUUCAAGGGAAGAAGGAGCUAUUACAGACAAUCAAGAAAACAAUUAAGUUAUUACUAUCGAAAAUAUACCUAUAUAAUAUGAGAACAUGGACGAUGUUUCGAUAGUUUUAGUCAGGUGGAACAUUAAUAAUAAUGCGCUUUUUUUAUCCAAAAUAGUUUAGAAAAGAAGAAAAGGAGAAAGAGUCAAAAGUAUAAAAUAUAGGUAAUAUCGAUGAUGUGGGGGAAUAUAUAUUCGUUUCUGAUACAAGCCAAGAAAUCGAUCAUAUACAUAUUAUAGGAUAACUUUAAUGACCGUUCCAUUUGUAUAAUAAGUAAUACAUAUAAUUGUAAUUGUACAUAAUUAAAACUUAUUGUAUAAACCGCUGCAAUAGAAGAAUUGGUAACAACCACUGCAUUAGGCGUUCAAGAGCUGACAAAUUGGUCAUAAUUGUUGUCGACCAUGAUUGAGUCCAGAUAUUGUUGAACCAGUCUCAUCAUAAAGUUCUUAUUGAUAACAAACGGCCAAAACGUAUCCAGAUAGCCGACGUGACCCCCGGCCGAAGUCACCAGUAUGGCCACGUUGCUGCGUUCGUCUGCUUCGCCCGUGGGUAUGUCUACGUAAAACGGAUAAACUUGUCAAUUAUUUGUUAUAUAAUGCAUAUUAAAGCUGUCACAGUGUGUCUACUAAAUACUAUCAUAAAUUAAAUAUUGUAAUGUUAUGCGCACAUAACAUGUACAAUUUAUUAUUUAUAACAGUGUGACUAAACGAUUCUAAUGCGGCUGAGUACUUGGUAUUCUCUAAUUAAAAAGUUAAUAAUUUAAUAAAUAUAACGGAGCAUUCGCUGUUCGAGAGGGACACAUAUUAUAUUCUAUAUAAACAAAAUAUUUAAAAAUGGGUCAAAUAUAGAAGAAAUUUACGACAUCCGAUUGAACCCUUCGAGGACACUGCCACGCUGCCACCACAGUCGUACUUUGAAUAUUAUUAUAAUUUCCAUACAAUAUUCUAAUAAAUAUAAUUAUAAUAUUAGUUAUCUUUUAUCGACACCAACGCGAAGGCCUCAAAUAAUAACGGUUUUCUCAUUGUUCGAGAAGAAUCUAUAUCCCAUUUAUUACUUUCAUUAGAAAUAUUUCAUUACGAGUCAAAUAAAAAUAGAGUUAUAAGACAUCUGUUAAUGGCACUUUUGUUGUCACACUCCUACACUAGGUACCCUCAUAAUUAUAAAAAUCAAAUAUAACGGUUUUUUCACAGAUACUCGAGUGUCUUGACCGCUCGACAAAUUCCAAGACGACCACUUUGUCGAGAACCUUGUACUUAACAAGUAUGCACCAACUCCUUUUGAAAAUCCCUCUCGAAUAGCUCCGACUUUUAGCAACUAAUCACUCGUGUUUGAUUUCUUUAUUAUUAAUUCUUUUUAAACAAAAGGAAAAAAAAAAUUAAAUUAUUAUUAUUUAACCUUUUGUUUUCCUAAUUUAAAUAUUAAUGUUCGUUAUUUAAGUGCACGCAGUUUCAAAGUGUUGAAUACUUAUAGGUUUAUAACUUAGGAUAUUUUAAUUGAAUUGUGACUACCGUGCAACGACUUCUGCAGGAUCACGUGAGGAUAUCUACAGGUAUAUAGUCUAGUGUUCCAACACAGCGAGCAGGUAUAAAACAAUAUUAUAUUUCUAAUUUAUUGAUCUCGUCACUAUUCUCAGGUUCACGACUCUGAAUCCUUUCAAACAUCAGGAGAAAAGUAGUGACAUAAUUAUUAAGCUGAUUACCUCUUUUUCGCCUCUAGAAAUUUUUACCUCCCUAAAUUAUUAUCACUUAUAUAUCGGCUCCUUAAUCUUUGCGUAUAUUUAAAAAUUAUUUAUUCUUUGUGCUACCAUAUAAAGUGAAAAUAUUUGUUUUAUGUAUUUAAAAUUUGGUAAUUACUUUUUUGAGUUACUACAUAUUGUAAAUAUUCAAUUUAAUUUGGAUUCAGGGAGGAAAGGUUACUCGAAUAUCAAAAAAUCCAAAAAAAUAUACGCAUGCACUCAUCGAUAUCCGUAAUUCGAAUAAAGUACUACUACUACUAAGGACUAGUACUGCAGGUAUUGCUAGUACAAGUAUAUUAACCGAUAUAUCCAUAAUAACCGGAUAACCAAUAUCAUAACUAAUAUUAUAAACAUAAUAUUUUAGAAUACAAAAUAAAAGAAUAAAUGAAAAAUCGUAAAAUCAGGAUUCAGAAAAAUUAGUUGGAGUAGAGCUGAGCACAUAAAGAAGAAAAUAGGUGAAGAGAAAUAUGAAAAAAAAAAGAGUUGAUCCUGCUGAUGGGUACACCACUGAUUUAGGUGGGAAGUUGGGAACGUAUUGGAUACAUAAAGAUAUUUAAUUAAUAUUUGUAUGUAUGCAAUAAUAAACCAUUGCUAAAGAAAAACGCUUAUUCAAAUUUCGAAAAUAAAAAUCCGGAUUUCAUCGGUAGUGGAUUCCGAGUCCUUAUGCUAAAUAAGUACCUUUGAAAUACAGAAAAGGGUCGUCAGCUGCACUCAGUCCCAAACACGGCACCUUGAUCCUCUGCAGUUUGCCAUUUAAAGUCGCGUCCUUGUAAUACUGAUACACGUCUGUAUAGUUGAAAAUCUUGAUCGUGUACUCCGUGUCAAACUGUCGAACUGUGUUGCUCUGCAAUAUGUUUAAGCCAGCUAUGUGAUAACCAAAGGCAGAGUUUAUGGGAACAUAUUAUGGAGUAGAUUGAAAGAAAUAUUUGGAGAUGUGAAAAUAAGAGUACGUAUGACUCGUAUGAGUAGUAGGUGACUUGACCUGAUCUCACUUGUAUGAGACAAUUUCGAUAAUGACUAUGAAGAUUAAGAUAAAUAAGACAUAAAUAAAUAAGACAAUAAAUAAGAUAUUCACGUUUACAGAUUAUUGUGAUAAUAAAAUAUUAUAUCACCAUGUUCUUGUUUGGUGUUUUUAUAUUUAUAUAACACAUAGUAAAUUAGUAGUAGUUUUACUACUAGUUAUUAAUAGUAGUUAUAAAUGUAUAAUAAUUAAUAACGCGUGAAUAGGUUCUACGACUUACAACAUAUUUGGGAUUUGUUCUAGAAAAUGGGCGUACUACAAUAAUUUGGUUUGAAAUAAAAAUAAACCUUAUCAAAUCAAAGUAUUUGAGUCAUACGUGCCAAUUUUAAUUCAGAGGAAAAAUUAGAAUCGAAUUUAUGGUCAUAUCUACAUAAAUUAUUUUAUAAUUAAUAUCCACGAAGCGUAUUAUUAAAGUUCCGAGCAUUUAACAUGACUAUAAAUUGUUAUUAUUAUAAGAAGUGAUUUUUUACGCAUACUACUGUGCUCAUUCGUUCAAAAACCAAAACUUAGCCAUAAAAUAAAACAUAGGGAUAUCGGAUAUACAUUUUUAUUUUAAUAUUGUAAGUUAUAGGUUAAUAUAAUUUGUAAAAAUAAAAGGAGAAACUGACUGACUGACUGAUCUAUUAACGCACAGCUUAAUCCGCUGAGAUUAGAUACUUGACAUUUUGACAAUAAGUACCUGUUUUACUAUAAGUAUGCCACUAAGAAUUGAUUUUUCAAAAUUUCACUCCCAAUGGGGUAAAAUAGGGGAUGCAAUUUUGCAUGAAAAUGUCAUUUUUGAAGUUAUAAAUUAAAAAGGAUACUUCCUUAAUGGAAGUACCUUUUUCAAAAGACACAUUAGUAGACAACUACGAUUAAUUGUGAUAGGGAUAAGAUCAGAAACGGAGAGACACGUUAAAUUAAAUAUCUUUUUUUAUUAAUUUCUGUUGUUGAUAGGUUUGAUGCGGAGAAAUACCGGGUAAUUCAGCUAGUCUAACCAUAAAUCAAUAGUAUCCAAUAUGUUAUUUCUUAUUAAUUAUUAUAUAUUAUUAUGUUACGGUGGACCAUAAUAGUAAUAGCUAAUAAUAUUUUUAUUGAUGGUUUCGUAACGUCGCAUGCCGGGAGAUCGCUAAACUGUAUAAUGAUUAAAACAAUAAGAUACAGUACUGGGCACUACCAGCCAUAUUUAUGCAAAACUUUCCCGUAUGCAGGGUGCUAAUUUAAUAAUGCGCACUGUGCAGAUUUUACAGACACGCGAGUUAAUUUAAUCUGAAAUCACUAAAUUAAGUGUUGAUAUUAUAAUUUUCAUCAAUCUGUUGGCGAUAAAAAUUAGCAUGUAAUAUCAUUGAAUAUUUUUUUUUAACAAACUGUGGGAGGGUUAUUGUUUUGUAGAAAUUAAUGAAAACAACUUACUGUAUUUAUGUUUAUAAAUUUUACUUAAAUUAAUUAUUUAUACGUUCUUAAGAAAUAUUAUUUAAAUAAUUGUUCAUAAAGAUUGUGACGAUUAAUAUUUAUAAACCAUAAAACAUUGUUUAUGAUGUAUAAUAUAAUUACCAUCAUAACCUACAUAUAUAAAGGACAUAGAAUAAAUUUACAUUUUGGUUUUGUACCUGUUUAAUACGGUUGUAAUUCAACGAAUAGUUAUUCUUUUGAUUGAAAAUUACAUCUUUGUUCCUAAAAUGAUACAAUCAACAAUUUUCAUUAAUUAUAAAUAAUAUAGUAGGUAUAAGUACUUAUAUCAAUAUGAAAUAUAAAAGUAAUUUAUUUUUAUGUUGUACUUCACCACGUUUUUUUUUCGGUUUUUCAAAUUUGAUGAGAAAACUCCUGAGAAAAUCGAAAAAUGACCUGCUUAAAGUACCUCCCCACGCCGAUUCCUUUCAGAAAAGGUGAUACACGUAGAAAUCCGAACAAGUCUUCUGGUAAAAAAUUUGAGCACAGAUAAAAAAAAAAUAAACAUCUUUGUAAAACUAUAAGCUUCUUCGCUUCACUCAGAAUCUAAAAUCAGAUUUCAAACAUGUAUAACCGAACUUCUCGUUGAUUGUUAGUAAUGGUUUAUUGUUGUAUACAAAUAUAAAAUAAUUUUUUAUUACGUUGUAAACUUUUAGUUAUUAUUAACUUUUAAGUAUUAUUGCUAAUCAUUAUACUAUUUAGAAAUGUAUAUGUAUUUUGCCGUCCUAAAAAAAACCGCCAUAAAUCGAAAAAAAAAUGUGGUUAUACUAUAUUAUGUUUAAUAUUAUGAUUUUGCACGUUUCUCUAGUAUAAUCUCAUUUUUUUUUCGAUUUACGACGUUUUUUUUUUUUUUUUGGACGGCAGUAUUAAUAUUUUGUAUGAUCGGAAUGUUUGUAACAUCGGGAAUUAGCAAUUAUAAUGUUUAAUUGUUAACGUAUUUUUUUACCUACUGUAGCAAUAUUAUAUAAAUUUUAUUUAAUAUUAAAUUAUAUUGAUUCAAUACAUAGUUUACCCAACAGUACAAAACUUCGAAUCUCCUGAAAUUAAGAGAGAAUGCAAUAUAUUCACCAAAUAAAUAAACAAUAUUUAAACUAUUUACUUUUUAAAACUACUAACAACACCUUUUUUAUAGAUAUACCCAUAAUAAACUUUUAUGGGUAAGUAUUUAAUAUUAUUUAGCAAUAUGGGUACUUAGUACCUGCUACCUACAAUUUGUUUCUAAACCAUAAUACGUGAGUUUUAAGAUUUGUAUAGAAACAAACAAUUAGGUAUAUUGUAUACAAUAUAUAUAUUAUAUAAUGAAAAUAUAUUUAAACCGGAUGGGGGAGAGGGUUUUGAUUAUAUUGGAUAAAUCGUUUUACCCCCUAGAUUUUUAUCCAGUUGUGUCAUUGUGUAUAGGUAUAAUAAUACGAUAUGGGUACAUGAUAAGUUUAUUAAAAAUAUGAUGUUUAAUUAUUUCCUUAGUUUGACACAUUUGCCACACUUUUCAAAUUAUGCAUAUGUAUAAAUAAUAAAUAGUUGAUGUCCAUCAAGUUGGCACCGGUACAUUAUAUUAGACCUAUAAAACUUAUAUCACAAAAAUUGCUAGGAAUUUGCUAAAUUUUGCUAUGAUAUUUUCAGAAUUUGCUGGUCUUCCAAAACGUUGUAAAUCAAAAUUUAAAUUGUCCGGUGCUGGGUUAAGUUAGUACCAGCAUAUUUUCUGAUCGGCUCUGAUGUUCAAAAAUUCCUAGCAAUUUUUCGAUAUAAGUUUUAUAAGCCUGGCAUAAUGUGCCUGUACCAACUUGAUGCACCUAAAUAGUUGUCUCAAAAUGUAUUAUUUUUACACAACUAAAACUUUAAAAAUAUAGGUAUUCUACUUCAGAAUUUGAAAUACAAAAUAAUAAUAACAAUUUCCAUUUAAAACGAAAACUAUUCGGUUUUUUUACAAGUAUCUUAUUUUUUGGAUGAAAAAAUAAUUGUCUAAACCUAUUGUACAUGAAACAACCGGAAGGCACAAAUCAUGUCUAUAUUAGUAACUAAACUAAAGAAACUACUACCCAAACAUAAGUUUAAAAAUAAUCUUCGAAUUUAAUAUUUUUAUGGUUUGGACACUAGUUAUUAUUUAAAGGAUUUUAACUGAAUUUUUAACGUUUCUAUUCUGAAUUGUAAUUACAUACUUACCUAUCUACUUGAAUAAAUAUUAAUUUAUCAGUAGUCAAAAUCACUCACUUGUCAAUGACACUACGCAAAUGAUACGAUAGAUUUUCACUCAUUUGUAGCAUUAGCCAAGAGGAUUCUGCGUUAUGACUGGCCUGCGUUACAUUCCAUGGCAAUGAAAUCAGUACGCCUGAUGCUAUAUAUUUUUUGUCUGCUUGUUCAUUGGACAUCAAGAAGUUUCCCAACAAUAUGCUAUAAGCAACGAUUAACGAUAUUAAAGUUUACUCGAGUGAUAUCUGAGUAUCUGUAAAGAUACUAACAAUUUGUUAUUCAUGAUAAAUAAAUUAGUUUUACUUAUGUGUCAUUUUUAAUUUCGAAAUAUAGUAUGUAUUAAUUGUUAGAAAAAUAUAUAAGUAUACAGUACGUAUAUUAUAAUGGCGUAAGUGCAUAAUGUAUUGUAGUAUCAGUGACGGAUAAAAUGACCACCAUUUAGACGAUAUUAUUUUUCAUUUAUGGAUUACAUUUCUGUUCCCCCAGUUCUUUUAAACUACAUGAUUAACAACUAUACAUUGAUACAUCUAUCUAAUAACAAUAAAUAAAUAAAAAUAUAAUUCAAGAAGUAAUUAACCAGGCCUAGAAAUCUCCUCUAAUGGAUUGUACACCAAUACGUCAUGCUGCUGUAGAAGAAAAAUAUAAUCUUUGAAAUUCUCUAAAAUACGACAUAAUCACAAAGAAAUUUCAAAUCAUUAAUCAAGAUUAAGUAAUAUAAAUAACCACCUAUGUUAUACAUAUAAUGUAAUUUAAACAAAUUCAGCGAUAGGGCUAUUCAGCGAUAACCAUUUAUCAUUGGUACGUUUGGUCUCGAUUAUUUAUAUAUUAUAAUGUGUACUACAAUCAAAGUUGUGGAAAUACACAAAGACAAUUUACCCUCCCAUUGAGAAUCCUAUUGCAGCAAUUGGACUAUUCGGCCUUUUGGACUUGACGUGUUUUAGCACUUCCGUGAGGUCUUCGAUGUUGUUCGCCGAGUACGCACGGGCAGUCUGUCGAAAUACGUUAAAUAUGUUGAAUCAUUGAAUCACGAAGUAGAUGAAUGAAAUGGGUUGAUACUUGUUCAUUUUGAGUUUUUAAUAUGUUAUUUAAUCGUAUUUUAUCGAUGCACAACUUUAAUUGAGUACGUAAACAUUUACAUGUGUAUAUAAUUUAAGUAUAGGUACUUUGAAACUAAUUAUAGUAUUUGCAUGAUUCACAACUUAUAAUAAAUACGAAUAGUCUUUCUCCAAGGCCCAAAACUUAAGCAGACCGAAUAAAUACAUAUUCAUUCUAGUAUACAAAUUUGCUUUAUAGUCAUUAAGAUAUUUGACAUCAGUAAUUGAUUGCUAAAAGCUCCUAUCAAGUCUAUAAAAUUAUAAAAUGUACGUCAUUUAAUUACUCCCAAAUUUUUAACUAUGCUAACGUAAUAUAUUUAUAUUUUAAUAGACAUAAUAUCUAUUGGAGUUCUGAAUAUAUAUCUAUUUUUGUAUAAUACGCAAGUUAAUUAAUAAAUAAUAUUAUAAAUCUUUGUCAAUAAAAGGAAGUGUCUGUCUAUGUAUUUGUUUAUUUAUAUCAUAUAGAGUAUAAAAUAAAAUAAUACAUAAUAUAUAUAAAUUUUAUAAAAUCCAAGAAAACACCUUCCCUAGUGCUUAAAUUGAAGAGGAGCGUAAGUGAAGUGGAUUGAGAUCAGCGGAUAUCACAGAUUUUAGCGUUUCCCUACACUUUAUUAAGUCAGGAACACGUUCGUAAGAAAAAUUUGUCUUUAUUUGUAUAGCGUAACCUACUGUAGUAUGCAGUGUGACAAAAUCGACUUUAUCAUGAUCUGUAGUAUUAUAAUUUGUUAUCAAAAACUUAAACUGUAAUUUUUUUGUUAAAUGUAUUUUCCCCAUAUUUCUCUCAUUUUUUUAGGGGUUUUCAAUAUUAUGAACACGGUUACAUAGACAGAAUCAACAGUUAUUAUAAUAAAUCUUAAUUAAAUGAAAAAUAAUCACUAUUCGAUGGGUAGCGUUCAUUUUAAAAGCAGCGAUUUAUAACUAUAGUUAAAAAAACAAACGGAUAUACUUCGCACGAUGGGUGGGCCAUUGUUGUAAGUGAGAAGUUGAGAAGGUAGAGGGGAAAUUUAAUGUAUAUCUGUACGCAAAGAUUAAUUAUUACUAAAAAAUAACGAUUCUAAACGGAAUUUAGUUCAUAUUUUGAAAGGCCGUAAUAUUUACAAUUUGAAAAUAAUACUUUUCAUACAUUUUACCGUUUUUCCCAUUUAUUAUGAGAAACUCCUGAGAAAAUCAUAAAAUAACCUCAUUAAAGUACUACCAUGAGAAAAUUUUCUUUCAGAAAUAGUGCUACACUUGAAAUUCAAAGCAAAAUAUCUGGUAGAAAAGUUGAUCACAGAAAAAAAAAAUCAUAAUUGUAAAACACAUUUAUUCCACGCUUCGUUUAGAAUCUAAAAUACAUUAUCGAGCAACAAUAGUCAACUGUAAUAGAGAUUGGGGUGGAAACGAAGAGUAGCGGGGAAACUCGAUUUAAUUUCUUAAAAUAUUAUAUUUUAAAAAAUUAAUUUAGAUAAAUAAAAUCAAAUUUUUUAAAUCUGUGUGGAAGAGCUAAUAAAUAAUAAUUUUAUUGUUAUUUAUAAAUGUGGAAUAUGUUUAUUUUACCUUAAGUCGCAUACCUCCUCGGCCUCUGUAAUUAAAAACUACAGAACAAUAGCCAUUUUCGAAUAGUUCAUUCACUGUUUCCCUGACGUAUUCAACCUGACUAUCGCCAGUGAUCCCUGGUAGUAUGACCACUGUGAUUAAACUAUGUGGUCCAUCAGAUUUUGGAUAUCGCCAAUCUAUAGCAACUUCGCCGCCAUCGUUUAACAUCAGGUUUUCCCUGUAGAAUAUUAUAAAAUAUUAAACUAAAACCAUGUAUAAAACGCAAAUUUAUAAACAUUUUAACGGAAAAUAACUAUUCAAAUAAUAAAACAUGUACGUUUAUUUUUUAGUAAACACAAUGUAUAUAAAUAAAAUAAAUCAAGAAAUGACCCUCUUAUAAUAUAGGUACUAACAAGGCACAAUUAUACACCAGAAAAACAUUACCUUUCAUAAUUUACCGUAUCGAUAGGUAAAGUGAUGCCUCUGAAUAGGAUAGCAACCGCUGUGUGUACAUAUCCAUUGAAACAAAAGAUUGAAGGUAAAUAUUUUUCUCUGACAACAGGUACAUUUUUAAUCAGAAAUUGUUUAAAAUCUCCAUCUUUACAGAACAGCGUGGACGACUAAAAUGAAAAAUGAAAAAAUACAAAUAUUAUCUUAAUCGAACGCCUACUAUAAUCAUUAAUACUUAAAUAUUUUUAGGUAUCUACUAUACUUCUACACAGUAUAUUAUAACUUAAUAUUAAUUACCCAAUAAAUAUUUAUAUAAUAAAUUAAUACUUUAAUAUAUAACAAAUUUGUAAAAAUGUACAUUAUCUAUAUUUGGUAUUAUCUAUACAUAAAGAAAAUCAAUGCUAAUGAACAACGAUUCUGAGAGAAGUUCAGUUAAAACUUAAAUGAUUAUAUUUAAAAUUAUAAACAUCAAAUAAAAUAAAAACAAAUCAUAAAUAAAUAAAAAUGACCUAUUAUUAAUCAUCAGUUUUUUUUAUUUUUUAUAAAAAUACUGCGAUAUAGGUACCAUGGUAUAGUUCAGAAAAGGAAAGUAAAAUAAUAUAGUAAAUGAUGUAAGCGCUAACAAGGUUAUACCUAUACCUUUUUAAUAGUAUACUCUGGUUCUUUUUUUCUUUAACUAUACGUACACGUAUGCGAUCUCGUUCUUUUAAGAAGUGGUUUCCGAUUCGACUUGUAUAACGAAAAGCAUUAUCGUUUGACAACGAGAGAUAUUUUAAAAAUUUACUUAUGAUCGAUUAUUGUAGAGAUUUAAAUAUAUAUUUCUAAUAGGAGUGUCAAUAAUAUUAUUGCACAUGAGCGCCGAUGAUAGUUAGCACGAUACCUACUAACUAAAUGAGUAAUAAAUACAUACAACGAUAAUCCGAUAAUCGGAAAACAAUUUUUAAAUGUACCUAUUUUAAAAUAAAAAGUUAUUUAAAUGAAAUUUGAAAAACAAAAAUUUGAACCGAAAUUCAUUUGAAUUUGUCAUCAGAAGUCUUGGACGGGCGACCACUAUUAGUUCAUUCAACUAUACCUUGCCAAACUAGAAUUUUAUUUUUCAAACAGUAUGUUGUGUUAUUUAUGUAAGAUAUAUGCUACAACUGAUGGAUUUCAAAAUUAUAGAGAUAUUUUGUAAGCAGUGUGUAUAAUAUUGUGACGAAUUGUAAUUAAGAUUACAUGACUCAGUGUUGUAAUCAAAAUUAUUAUGUGAUGCGAGUUGUCUGAUUUACUGUACAUUUUAUUUAGUUUGCACGUAACACAAAAUGUUUGUGGCGAAUACACAAACGAUACAUCCAAACCGGCAAACGCUGCCGUGCCAGUCAAAAAAUUAUAUAUAAUUAUGAAAAAAUAAUUAGUGUUACUUGUGUCAAUUGAAAUUCCGCUUUUUUGACUACAUAAAAAUUGAAUAGUAUAAAUAAUAGUAAUAAUAAUAAUUAUAAUAGUUUUCUUUUCCGUGGCUACCAAAGUAUCACCCGUAACACCAAGGUAACCCUUGAAUAAACAAAAAUAAAUAAAUAAGUAAUUAGAUAUUCCUAUAAAAUAUACCUAAAAACCCCUAUUUUACCCCUUAGAGUUUGAAUUUUCAAAAAUCUUUUCUUAGCGAUUGCCUACGUCAUAAAAGCUAUCUGUAUGUCAAAUUUCAGCCCAAUUCGUCUAGUGAUUUGAGCUAGGCGAUGAUGAAUUCGUUUUUCAGUAAGGACAUGUUAUUUUAUAUAUAUGUAGAUAAUAAAUUAUACUUCGUAAUAUUAAUGGUCGUAUUAAAUUAUUUAUUUUGUCUAAUUUAAUAAUUUGAAAACUACUUUGUCAUUUGGCCAAUCUAUUAUGCCAUUUAUCGUGUACAGCACCUGUAACCGUUGCUGGCAAUGAAAGGUCAUUUAGCAAAUUGAAAUUAUUUAAAAACCAUUCAAGAACAACCCAAGAAGACUUUUGGUUAAACAAUGUAAUGUUGCUUUCUUCUGAAAAAGAUUUUGUAGAUAUAGUGUCCAAUAGAUAAUAUAUUAUAUUGAGGGACGUACCGAGGUUUUUUUUUUUAGUGGUACACACAAUAAGCUAUUGUUAUUUCACCAUGAAAGCAUUUUACUGUGCCAUUUUAAAAAUAAAUAUUUUACCAUAAUAAAUUGUAACUGUAUACAUGAAGAUUCAAAAUCAAAAACAUUAAUAAUUAUUCCUACAAGCCCUAGCGCCAUCUAUUAAAAUAUUAAAUUAUAUAUUUUAUUAUUAAGUAUUUAUUAUUUUAUUGCACAUUUUUAUAAUUAAUGGUAAUGGGUAUUUUUAUAAUCUAUUAGUAUUAUAGCUUGAAUUUUUAAUUCACUUAUAUAAUUAAAACAUUUUAACUAUAACGAUAAAAUGGUUUGGACAAAAUAACAAAAACAAGUUGUUCGGAUCAAUUUUUAGAGUUGGCCAAACUACUAACUUUGGCCCCACAAUAAAAACCUCUUCGGUACGCCCCUACCGCUGUGGCAGUACGUAACCUUUACGCGAUAAUAUCGGUUUUCACAUGAAUUAGUAGAAAUUAAAACAGCUGUUACUUAGAAACUAUUCAUCGGAUAAAAAUGUGUGAUCCAUUAAAAUUUUUUGAAAAAUAAACUCUACAGAAUGGCUGUCUUAAAAUUUUCCAAAAAUAAUAAAAUAAAAAGUUAAUUUUUUAAAUUAGUUUAUUAAAAAAAAAAUGUAUUCCAAAAAUAAAUAUUUCUAGUCCUCAUCUCUGUGAAUAAUAUAAAAAAAUCAGAAUUUUAUUAUCUUUAAUACCUCCUGAGAUAUUAAAUGGAUAUAUCUUCGCGGGACAGCCUGUAUAUUGGCCUAUUGUAGAUAUAAUAAAAUUUUCAAAACGUUAUAGCUAUUUUAAGGCUAUUUAUAGAUAUUUGAUAUUUUCGUAUUUAUAUGUGUAUUUUUAUUUGGCAGGUAUCUAUUAUUAAAAUUAUAUGUUUUAAGAUAAAUGCUUUAAAGUUUAACACAAGGUACAUUAUAAGUUGAACUUAGUAGUCUAAAAAAUAAAUUGGGCUUAAUGCAUUCGUUUUUUUUUAUAAGAAAUUUUAAUAUCAAAGUUUUACGAAAAUCGUAAAUACGGCAGCCCUUUAAAACAUGUAUAAUUGUUUGAUGAGCUAAUUAGAAAAUAGUAUUUUAUAAGACACUGGCAUGAGUUGUGAACACACCUGUAGAAAGCAUUUCAUUUUAAUUGCAGUACACGUUUUUAUCAAAUCUUGUUAUUAGCAUAAUAACACGUUUUCAAUGUGGACUAUAUAAACUAAAUAUAUAUUACGAGGUAUGAAUAUAGUAGAUAUUAUACAUUGUACGUAUAAAUCGAAAUAUUACGAUGUUGUGAAGUAUGUAUGAAAGUUAUAUUAAUGUAAUUUAUGGUGUUACGUAUAGUGUAUGCAUUACGUUUUAUGAGAGGCUCACUGAUUAUAAAAAUUAUACCUGAUUUAUCAUUGUUCUCCAUCCCUAGUUAUCAAAAUUACAUUUUACACCAUGAACUAUAAUUAUAAAUUAUAGGGUGUUUUAAUGGUGGUGUCUAGUUACUAAAUUCAAACUAUAAUUUUGGUUUCUAAGUCUUAAACAUGUUUGGCGAUCUUUGACUGUAAAUUAAACGAUUACCGGUAUAUAAUUUCGACUGGUUUUUUUAAACCAUACUAUUAGUUAUGUUAUAAAAUAAUGAAAUAGUGUUUAUUUUAAAUUUUUCCCAAAUGUAUUUAUUUAUGAAGGGUUAAAUAAAUCCCUCGUGUUAUGAAUAAAUAUUAUUAAUGAAAAUUAAACUUAAAUAUUUGUUUUUGUUAGUUAUAAAGUUUUGUCUAUAUUUUAUUGAGGGAAAGGCAAAAUGAUAUGUUUAUCCGAUGUCUCCAUGUGCUUUGAACCAGGAGGAAACUUCCAACCUACUUCAAUGUCACUGGGAUAAAAUUAUUUACAAACAGAAUAUAUACGUAUAAACGUUGCUAUAAGUUAAUGCUAUAUGUUAAUGAUUUAUAUAAUAAUAAUGUACAUCAAUACAAAUGUUUUUUUUUUUUUUUUUUGGGGUUAAAUAUAUCGGGAAGUAAUAAUAAUCGGGAAAUAUGUUGGGUAAAAAAAUAUAUUUGGGAAAUUUACAAUUUCGGAAGUAUUCCAUUCGGAAAAAAUGCUGUUUAGAAAUUCGGGGAAAAGGUCAGAAACCACAAUGAGCUACACGAUUAGCCAAAAUCGCCCAACAGGUCCUAAUAACACCAAAAUACAUUUAAACUCCAUCUAUUUAUGGAAUUUUUAAUAGACGUUACCAUUUGAAAACAUAUUAUAACCUUUACAUUAUCAUUAUUUUUUAAAUAAGUAUUUUGUAUAUAGUUUUACUAUCAUGAAGUAUUAAUCACCCAAUUCGAAUAAACAAUAAUAUGGACAUGGAUUUGAUAUUAGGUACUUAUUUUCAUUGACUGUUGUCAUUUAUUGCUACACAUUCAGGCCAAUGCCAUUCUAAAAUAAUUAUUAUAAUAUUAUGAUACAGAAAUUGAAAUAACUUAUUAUAGUGUUAAAUAAUGAAAUUUAAAAACAAUUUGAAAAUGAGAGGAAUUCAGAAAUGGUAAUUGUAUAAAGGGAAUAUAAAUUUUGAGUGAAAAAUGUGUCACUACAGUGGGAAAUUCGAAAAACGUUUACCCUAUUUUUCCUUACACUUUCAUCUAGGUUUUUAGAUAAAUAAAAAAAAUAUUGAAUUGUUUCUAAGAUUUAUUUUAUUUUUAGGUUGAUUUAGAACUAAUUUACUUUAAUUGUAAUCGAUUUUAAUAAAAUAUCUUCAAUCUUGAAUGUUUAAACCAUUAAUAGUAAAAAUAUUAUAUAUUUAAAUCAAUAUAUGUAGUUAAAUAUUAUACUAUUUAUCCGAUUGAAAGUUUGAACUUUUUAAGUUUAAACAAUAACAAUUCCAUGCCCUUGGUCUUGUUUUAGUUAGACACAAAAUAAAAACAAAAAAAAUAAAAAAAUAAAAAACAAGGUACAACCUACAGCGAUAUAUGUUUUGUUUACAAUGAUUUUUAUGACUAAUAUUAAGUGACCAUAUAUUUGUUUUUUUUUUUUAGAUUCGGAGCAUAGUGAGGAAUGUAUUGGUUUUACAAUAAAAUUGUUUUUCUUUUUUUUUUUUUAUCUGUGAACAACUUUUCUACCAGAAAUCUUGCUCUCGUUUUCAAGUGUAGUAUUUUUUCUGAAAAGAAAUUUUAUCUAGGCGGUACUUUAGGGAGGUAUUUUUAUUUUUUUUUUUUUAGCAGCUUUCAUAAUGUAAUCUCUAUAUCCUUUGAUAUAUAUCCUCUAUAUCCUACCUUUUCAACUUUUCACCUACAACAGUAGCCACCUAUUGUGUGACGUAUGUUUUUUUUUUUGUUUGUAAAAGUGCUAUAUAAAUAUAUCAAAAGCCUCUAUGCUAGAUAGUAAAAUAAUAAAAUUAAAUAAUUAUGAUAAAGUUGAUUUUUAUAAAAAUAAAACAAACUAAAAUUGAUUGAUAAUAUUUACAGUCAUUACUCAAGCGGUACCUCGGCAUAGAAUAUUAAACAUUUUGAUUUUUAUCACUAUUAUUCUUAUGUAUUAAUAAAAUAUUAUCGUGAUUGUUAUUUUAAAUAAUAAUUAUGAAUAGAGAUAUAUUACGUUAUAAAAACUAAGAAAAUCUCUAUAUUAGGUUACAGCCUAUAACAGAGAGUUAAGUAAACAGUUAACUGUAAACCCAUUACCUAUCUCUCUGAUAAACAAAUCAAGUAUAGCAUAACUUAUUCAAAACUUUUCUUAAUAUAAAUUCCAUAUGUGAUAUCUAAAUAAACAUAAUAAAUAUACUCGUUAAGGAAAAAAUGUCGAAAUGUCAAAAUUAUUUACGAUUUAUAGAAAAUAAGAGAAAAACAUUUUUAUCUAUUCAAAAACUGUAUUAAUAAUUAUAAUUCUGAUGAUUAAAUGAAAAUAAUAAUAUGUUAUUCUACUUUACUUGCUGAAUACUGACAUACCUUCUUCAAAUAAUGGAUAAUUGAUGUUUAUAAACAAUGUUCGACUUGAGAAUACACGAACGAACAACAUAAUUUAUUUUAAGCAUUUUAUAUUACCGCACUUUAUGAAUUAGAUAUUUAUAGUUCCAAGUAUGUAGGUAUUGUGUAAUAUGAACAUUUUAUAAUUAUAAAAAAAUAUAUGUAUAUAGGCAUUAGCAAUUAAUUAUUAUAAAUAUAUAAUCCACAUUUAUAUGUAACAUACAAUAAUAACUUAUAAUUAUUCAAUAUUUGUUCCAUUUUUUUAAAUUAUAUUAUACACGGACAUGCAUCGCAUAGGUUUGCAUAUUUUAUUUUUCAAGAAAAUCUAUUAUAAGAGUCACUUAAGUUACUAUAUUUCAAUUUAAACAUUACAAAAAAAUUAUCUUCUUAUCCUAUAUUAAUAAUGUUUUAAAUUUUCAACGAUUGUGGUAUAAAUUUAUUAAAAUAUUACAAACUAUGGGUCACCAUUAUUAGUAAACCGUUAAUUUCAUUAUGUACGUAUAUAACUAAUAUUACUUUAUGUUGUUAAAACAGUAAUUUGUAAUAUUAUUGAUUCAGCCAUACAAAAAAUAUAACAGAGGACAUAAUUCUCUCACUUUUUGGAAUCUUCUAUAUUUUAGUUAAUGAAAUUAAAAAUCAGUUAUGAAUAAAUCUUAAACAUUUUUUUCGUGUAUGUAUAAUAUAUUCGUGGUUUUCCCAUGCAAAUACACCCAUUGUAAUAUCUCCAUAGAUAAUAAAGGAAAUCAAAUUCUGUUUUUUUUUUUUUUAUUGCUCACAGGAAUAAGUGCUACAAUUAUAUUUAAAUUAAUUUUAUAUAUUUUGGUAAAAAAACUAAAAAAGAUACAUUUUUAUUUAAUUAUUUUGUAAUGUAAUGUAUACUUUGAAAAAUUUGAAGCUUUAGCUUUUUCAGAGUUUGUUCUUCUGAAAAUGUUAACGUUUCAACAUUUUAUUUUCAUGAAAUGUAUGAUUUUCAAUAAUUUUUAAAAUUCAAAGAAAAGUACCUAUGAUAAUUAUGCAGCAGACUGUAAUCACAUUCGCUAAUUAAUUAUUAUUGUUAUAGCUAAUUGAACUGACUACACUAUUUUUCUCCGAACUUUAAAAAACUAUUAAAAAUCAUGAAUUUAAUGAAAACAAAAGGUUGAUUCACCAAAAUGUUCAGAAUAAUAAACUUUAUAAAACGAAUAUCUUUAAAUUUUUAAAACAUAAAAAAAUAAAAAGUUAUUUUUUAAAGUUUUUUACGAAAACAUAAAAAAAUAAUUAAAGCUUAAUUAUUUAUAAUUACUUUUAAGAUUCUGAGCUGAGUGAAGAAUUUAUUUUUAUUUUGAUUUAGUAUGCUCUAUUUAUAUCAUAAUUCAAAAAUUAAUUACUAAAUACAAAUUAAUAAAGCAUCUUUUACUUUGAACGGCUAGGUACAUGGAUCAUGAAUGGGAGUAGCGAGAAAUAUGAUAAGAUAAUGUAGAAAUAAAUUUUCUUUUUUAUUGUAAAUAUGUUUUUACUAUUUCAGAAAUAUAUUGAUAUUACUAUUAUUAUUGAUUUCUUAUACACAAUUUUUUUUUGUCUGCAAAACUUUUUUCCAGAAACUUUACUCCAAUCAAAAAAAUACAAAAGAAAUUUUUUGUUGCAUAUUGGAGAAUAAUUGCUAGUUGGUGCAUUGAAGAGAUUUCUUGUUCAAGUGGUCUUCAUAAUAAUUCGAAAAAACCAGAAAAAAACAUAAAAGAAAAAUUGACAAAUUUAUGGCGUUAAUGAUUUCAUUAUUUUAAAUUUAUUCGAUUAUGGUUUUUUACCAGAAAUCUUGUUCCAAAUAUCAAGAGUAGAAUCUUUUCUGUAAUUAAUUUUUGUCUAGUUGGCGAGUAAGAAAGUUUGUUAUAUUGUGUACAGAAACAAAUUAUAUAAAUUUACCUAUCCUAAUGUUAAAUAUUUUAAUAUUUAGUGACAUUAAUUAUUAAUUUAUAUAGUAUCUAUAGAUUUUAUUAUCUGCUAUGCAGUACAGGAUCAAAAAAAAUAAGCUUCCGUAUACCUCCACGUCACAUUCGUAAGUCUAUUCUCUUUUCUAUUCCACGUUUAUAAUCUAAUUUAUUUUGAAAUGUUCCAAUGGUUUGCCUCCCUCGUUAUGUUAAAAUGAAAUUAUAUAAUUAUUUAAAAAUCUAUACUAAGUAUGUACUUUGCAUUUUUAAUUCGACAUGCUCGUUUGAAAAUAAAAAUAAAACAAAAUAAAAAUAUAAUAUAUCCACUAACCUGGGUUUUUAGAGCUAAAUAGUAACCAGCAAUCAUAAAAAGCGUGGUGGUGAGGCUGAGAGCGCCGCCGUAAGCCAUCCGAAAUACCUCGGUGUUCUCUACGGUGAAAUGUUUGCAAUCAAAAACCCUGAUCCAAGUAAAAAUGGAACGUUUUUAAUUUUGUGAACCACCAAAAAUAACAGGUCGUUUAAAUUUGGUUAAAUCGGGUUAUUGUGGCUUUCACUACUGCUUUCACUGUUCUUUAAGCUACCGUCACUACGAUACUGUCGAUGUUGUUGCUUCUAACACGGUAGCAGAAAUGACUGCGGUUGCUGUUUAGCCGAUAGUGAAUAGUGAUAAUUUAUGCUGCGGCAUUGAGCAGUGAUGUUAACGUUCUUUUUCCAUAGGAAUUCGUUCAAUUCCUCGUUCUUUUAGUGUUUAAAGGAACACAUUCUUUUUUCGUUCCUACGAACAAUUACAAUAAACAAUUUUGACACCAAAAUGUAUUUUAACUAAUACUCCAUCUAUUUGUGGAAAUUUAAUAUAGGUUGCUAUUUGAAAAUCAAAAUUAAUUGGUGGUUUCACCUUCAAAAAUAAGGAUGACAAAAAUUGAAAUAAAAGUAAAAUUAUAGAGCCACUUAUUGUUCUAUAAAAUACAUUUUGAAAAAAGUUAAUACUUUUUAAGAUAAUCAAUGUACCCACUUAAAGGUAAGGUAUAUAGAGUAGAUCACUAUUAUAGUAUAGAACUUACAAAAUUAGUAGAUUUCAAAAGCAACACAAAAUUUAAAUUUAAAUUCAAACCUGAGGUAAGUAAUACCUACUUUUACCACGGUUUUUUUGUUUUUCAAAAUGUCAAAAUUGUCCGAGAAAAUUUAAAAAUUUUUCUGACUUACGUUAUACCGUAUACUUUACAUGUACCAAUUGUCCAGUUUAAUAAUCAAUAUUUAUAAUGUUGCUACAUGAAAUUAUUUUUAAUAUGUUCAUUUUCCAAAAAAAGUUUUUUGCUUAAUGGGAAAGACUUUUUUCCCCAAAAAAAGUGAUUAAAAAAUAUAAGUUCCACUUUGAUAAAUCUAAAAUAGCAAUAUUUAUUUUAGAAUAAAUUAUUUUGAGUUCAUUUAUCAUACUAUAAUGUAGUUUUUUAAAGGAUAAGUAAUUAUAUUAUUAUUUAUUAUAAUAUUGAUAUGACAAUGGAUUGCUUACAUAUAACAUCAUUUAUUGCAACCGUUAUAAUAAUAUACGUAGAACGUAGGUGUAUUAUAAAUUCGGUAAUUUAAUUUAUAGCUCACAUGAUAAGUUAUUGAUUAUACUUAUAAUAUAUUGUGUAUUUUGUUAGACGUCCAAAAUUAUCAUUAUUCGACUUUAUACUAUAUUACUUAUAUGUGACCUUACUCGUGUUCAAUUAUAUAUUGAAUGCAACGGGUUUUUUUUUAACUCGUAGAAAAAUAAGGUAUUAAGAUACUUAAGAAAAUAUCUAUCUAUUUUAGAAUAAAAAAUUAUUAUUUCGGCUUUAAUACACAAUAAAUUGCCCAUAAGUUAGAUUGAUUUAACUAUUGUAAUAUUUAAAGUGGCCAGUGGGAUAAUACUUCUGAUAAGUACCUACAUAGACGCCACCGGAAUAUUUUUCAGGGGGGUGCAUAGUAAUUACGCUGAUUUCUAAAUAAUGCUUUAAUAUUAAUAAUAAUUAUAAAAAACAUUAUUUAAAAACUAACCUAACCUAACCUAACCCUAAAUAAUAAUUUGUAUUAUUAAGUUAAAUUUUUCCCAAAAUAAAUGUAAAAUUAAUUCAAGUACAAGUACCAGUUUGAGUAUUAGUGAUGAUAAAAUUAGUUUAAAAGACAAUCAUGAGACAGGUUAUUUAUGUACCUACUAUAGAUAUCAAUAAACAAAUGACAAACAAAAACAAGUGCCACAAUUCCUUCAUAAGUUCACUAUUGGUGCAAACAAAUUAGAUACUGGAGUGUAUUUAAAUUCCUGUGUUGAUGAACUACAUUUGAAAUUAUUAAAAGAGCUCUGAGUUCUUCCGAGACUGUAAUAAAGAUUUGAACACCGACUCAACGAGAACAUUUCAUAAAUUUCAUUUAAAAUAGUUUGCCACUUAUCCAUCCUACGUUACUCAGCUGUUUUCAAGGAUCCAAUUAUUUUUAGAAAAGCCAGGGGGCUGCAAUCGCAUGCCCUUGCACCCCCUCACAGCGCCUCUGAACCUACUUAUUUCACUGUUGAAAGUGAGAAUUUGGAAAGGUAUAAUAGAUAUUGUAUAUAGUAAAGUAAUUGAAUUUAUAUUUGUACAUUAAACCAUUGCUUACAAAAAAGGAUUCUGAUCGAAAUUUGAUUAUACGUGUUUUGAAAUGUCCUGAUUUAAAAAAAUAAAAAAUAGAACUUGCUUAUAAAAACGAAUUAUUUUCGAACUUGUGUCAAAUUGUCGAACACUUCGGGUCAAAAAUUUGUAUUCACAUAAAUAGGAAAAUAAUACGCAAAAUGUUAUUGUUACGAAUUUUAUAAAAAUUUUAAUUUUAAAUGCUUAUAUUAUAUGAAUACAACCGCUAACUACACAUUUUCUAUACUUUUAAAAUACUAUAAGAACAAUUUAUAAGAUGAACAUUGUAUACAAUUUUAAACCUUUUUAUAUAAAUGAAACAAAUUUUAUCCUCAGAAACUAGAAAAACAUUUUAACUAACACAAAAACCGUCAGAAUGUUUUGAAAAUAAAAUUAUACCACGUCUGAGGUCUAUAAAAUGCUAAUAUAAAUAUCAGUUUUCAGGAAUCUACGAUUAUCUUCAAAUGAAUAGACUUCUUCUAUGCAAUAACUAGACAAAUUAAACUCCAGAAAUCACUCCGAAAAUUGAUCAGAGCAAUAAUUUUGAUAUAAAAGAUGUUUACUGACAGAACAAAAUAAAUAAAUCACACAUCGUAGUAAAUAGUUAAUAUAAAUUUAAAUAAAAUAUCAAGCGUAUUAUGUAAUUAAAUGAGAACAUCUGGACAACAAUAAAACAAAUUAUUAUAUAUAUAAAGUCAUAGGUGCUAAAGUAUAUUAUACUGUAAUUGUACAACAUUGUUCAUAAAAUUGUGAAAAACUACUUAAACUUUGAGACAUAAUAUUGUAUAAAAUAGGUAUGUAAAAGGCCAACAUAUUAUUAUUAUUUUAUUGUAAGCGAUUUAUCCCACGCAAGUCCCUGGUAUCAGGUACUUAGGUACUAUUAGUCUCCGCCACAUAAUUUGUUCAUCUACUCUCUUUGAAAAUGAUCAACGCUUCUAUAAAACAAUAACAUUAGCAUAUUUGAUAUUAUAUCUGUAACAAGCAUUAUUUUUAUUUGUUACCUAGAUUACUUAUUAUAAUAUUAUGUCAACGAAAUUGUCUAACGAAACAAUAUAAGAUGACGUAUAACAGGUAUAAAUAAUAUAUAGGUAUUAAUAAUGGGCAAAUAAAUAAAUUUGAUUUAUUAUGCACAAAUAAAAAUAAUGUUACAUUAUUAAAUAUUCUUAUCAUUAUUUAACAAUAUAUAUAUAUAUAUAUAUAUGUAUUAAUUUAAUAUGGCUACUAUACAUAUAUAGUGGUGCAACCAAAGUUUGCUGAUUCUGGGUUACCUUUAUCUACAUGAAAAAAAAUGGGACCACUAUAAACUUACCAAUUACUGAGCUCUGUUCAAAAUUAUUAUUUGAUUAGAAUAAUUUUGUAAAAAAAAAUUUCCCUACUAACGUAAAUAUGAGUGGUAGGAAGUGCUUAUUCUUAGUUAAUGUAUUUAUAGCCUUCCCGAAAUCAUGAAUUAGUAGUAGGUAUUUUGGGGAGAUGAUUUACCAAUGGACUUAAUUAAACUAUAGUAACUUAAAAAUCUUAGCUACUCCUGUGAUCCUACCUUCUGAACUCCCCACCUACAAUAGUGGCUUACCCAUGGUACAAAGUAUGUCUUAUUAUAUAAUAUGGUUUUAUAUUAUUAUUACUCAACUAAUAAAAGUAUAUUUAAAUACUUUACAUCCAACUUAUUCUUUACCUCAUCUAAAGAAAUUAAAUGUAUCGAGACAGAUGUUUUAAAGUCAUAGUCCCCUCUCCUCUUACCACGAAAAUAAAUCUUGGUUUUGCCAUUGGUUAUAUAAUGUUAUGUUAUAUUAUACCCUUAGUGUACAUUUAAUUUUAUAUAAACUAUAAAUUAAUUUUUUUGUGAAACAUAUAUAAUUUUUUAAAAUAGAAUUUAAAUCACAGUAACAAAAUAUAAUAGAACAUCAAUAAUUUAACUUAAUUAUUAUUAUCAUUAAACCGAUUCUAGAUUCUACCUAUCUAGUAUAAUAACGAUAAUUAAAACAAAAUAACAAUAUAUUAAUAUUUAUACUAAUAUAAUUAUAUAGACAAAUCGAUUUGUUUAAAAUUUAUCCAAUUUUUCGUAAUUCUUGUUCAUCGUAAUCGCAUCAAGAUAUUGUUGGAUAAGCUUUAACAUGAAGUUAUUAUUUGUGAACGGCCAAAACUUGUCCAAGUAGCCCACGUGUCCACCCCCGGAAGUCACUAGUAUGGCCACAUUGUUGUGUUGGUCGGCUUCACGAACAGGUAUGUCUGCAAUAAAAAUUCAAUAAUAUUAUCAUAAUAUGAAAUAUCCGAAUAUUUUUAUCAUUUAAUUUUUUUUUUUUUUACCGUUUAGAUAAAGAAAUGGAUCGUCCGCUGCACUUAAACACAAACACGGUACGUUAAUCAUAUGCAAUUUGUUGCUCAGAGUCGCAUCCUCGUAGUAGUGAUAGACGUUGGUGUAGUUGAACAUUUUAAUGGUAUACGCUGUAUCGAAUUCUCGAAUGGUGUUACACUUUAUAAUCAAUCAGUGAAAAAACUCGGUUAAAAUAAUUUAUUAGACGAAUAUGUUUUUUUGUAUGCAAAUCAGUGAUGGAUCUAGAGAGGCCCCAGGGGCCUCAUCCCUCCUACAGACUAUAGACUAUAAAAAAGAUUUUACUUCCACAAAUAAUUAGUUAUUCAACACGUAUAUAAUACAUGAUUUUUAAGGAAGAAAAGCUGAACGGAGCAAUGAAUGUAUUGAUUGUACAAAAUUGUUUGAUAUGAAUUGUUUAUUUGUUUUUCUGUCUGUAAAACUAAUUCUACCAGAAAUCUUACUUCGAUCAAAAAAUAAGUUAUCAAUGGUUAAUUGGUACUUAUAAAAACAUAAAUUAAAUAACCUUAUGUGUUCUAUACUUUCUCAACUUAUCACCUACAACAGUGGCUGCAUCCAUCCUCAAUAUUACCUAUUUUAUAUUCUGAAUGGAGCGAGGAAAGUAUUGGUUUCAUAAUGAUGUAUAUAUAUAUAUAUAUACAUUUUUUUUUAUUUGCGAACAACUUUUCUAUUUAAAAUUUUACUCCAAUUUACAAUGAUAGCAAUUUUUCUGAAAAGAAAUCUAACUGAGGUGAUACUUAAAAGAGGUGAUUUUUUGAUUUUCCCAGCUGUUUUCAUAAUGAAUGGGAAAAAUCAGUAAAACAGGUACAAUAUUAAACACAAUUUAUAGUUAAUGAAUAUAUAAUUAUUUUACCAUAAUAUGACAAAUAUAUUAUUGACAAAACAACACUAUUAACUGAACUCCGAAUCGUUUUUCGUUAGCAAUGAAUAAUCGUUGCAUACAUAUAUGCAUUCAAUUUCCCCUCUACCUUUCCAACUUUUCACCUAAACAGUGACCCACCCAAGUGUGAAGUAUAUACUACUGUGAAGUGUGUAGUACCUUUUUCUUUUACUAAGUAGUCAUUUUUUUUAGGAGACCCCCUUCAAAAUUCAACUCUGGAUCCACCACUGAUGUAUUUAUACAGGAAAUCACCUAUGUCUAUAUAAUAGAAAUAUAAUUAACCUGGCUUAAUUAAAAGAGCGCUGUGCACUUUACGCUAAAUUUUUUUUUCUUGCCAUUUCCGUCCGUUAUCGUAAUCUUUAUGUUCUAUUAGUAUUUAGUAUGGAUCCACUGUUUUCCCACCACGAUUUAGGCUGUUUUGAACUUAAUGAUUGAUUAAGGUAUUUCGAGGACAAAACAUAUUGUUGAAGCUUGGCAUCAGCAUUGAGCUACUUUGGUUGGUAAAGCUCAUGUUGGUGUUUUCACUUGUAUAAAUAAGUUUAAGAAUGAGCAGAAUCGAGUUGAUUUAGAAAUCGAAAAUAUUAUUCGUGAUGAAUAACGUUCUACACAAAAAAAACGUUAUCAAUAGAAAAAUAGACGAACGUAUAUCGUAUAUUGAAUGUAUAUCUGUACAUAAAAAUUAACCAUAACCUAAUCACCAUUGCUAACGAAAAAUAAUUCUAAACGGCGUUCGGUUAAUAAUGUUGCUUUGUCAACAAUAUAAAUGUCAUAUUAUAGAAAAAAUAAUUGCAUAUGCAUAUUUUCUUUAAUAAUAUCUGUUAAAUUUGGACAUAAUUGCCUGUUUCGCCUACGGUUUUUCCUUAAUUUUUCCCCGGUUUUCUCAUUUAUUGGGAAAACUCCUGGAAAAAUCAAAAAACCCAGUCUGAUUUCUUUUCUAAAAAAGUACUAUCAUUAUAAAUUGGAGCAAAAUUGGUGGUAGAAAAGUUGUUCACAGAAAAAAAAAAUUUUAAAAGAGAGCUGAUACUAAAGACAGGUGCGGCCAAUGUUGUAGGUAAGAAGUUGAGAAGGUAGAAUACAUAAGGUUAUUUAAUUUAUAAGCAAUAUAUUAUUCGAUAGCAUAAUUUAGCAAUUAUAUAUUUGUAAACAACGUUAAACCAUUGCUUAUGAAAAACGAUUCCGAGCACAGUUCGGUGAUACAUAAUUUGAAGUGCCGUAUUUUUUUUUUAAACUAACUUUCCUAGGUUUUUUCCCGAUUAUUAUGAAAACUAAUUCAAAAAUUCAAAAAUAACCUGCAUCAUUAUUUGUGCUAAAAAACGUUGUAGGUAUUUAUUUAAAAUAACGAAAUCGUGAAAAAAUCUUAUUUUUCUUGUCGGUUAAUCGUUUUUAUUUUAAAUAUUGUUUCGAAAAUCAAAAAAUUACCUAUGUAUUUACCAAGUAAAUAAAAUUGACUUUCAGAAAAAGUGCUACACUUAUACAUCGAAAAAAGUUUUCUAGGAUAAAAGUGGUCUACAGUAUAAAAAAAAAAUAAAAUAAAGUACCAUAGUAAAAAAUUUAAAAAAGGAAAAACAGUCGUCCGAUGAUUUUCGGAAAUUUUACCACGUCUAAGUAAGUUCAAUAUAAGUAUUAUUACCAAAUUUCAAGUCUCUAAGUGUAUUUAUAACCGAAUUACAAUAAAAAAACUCCCAAAAAUUAAAGUUCCUUAAAAUCUUAAAAGUUUUGGCGAUGAUACCGUAAGAAAGUAAAUCAAAAAAGCAACAAAAAAGGUAUUUCGUAAUUUUUCGAUUAAAUGAUUUUUUAGAAAACGUUAGAAAACUGGUAGAAAACGUUGUCCGUGUUUUUAUAAAAUAAUGUAAUAGUGAAAUUGUACGUUUUCUUGCGUUUUUUGCAACCUAAGUGCUUUUAUUUAAAAAAUAGCGCCGAAAAUCAAAAAAAUGACUUGUACUAAGUACAAUCUGGACAACUUCAGAUUUUAGAAAAGUUGCUAUAUGUAAAAAUCAGAGCAAGUUUACUAAAAAGAAACGUGUCCACAGACUAGAACAAAGAAAUAAACAGCAUUGUAAAACGAAUAGGCCCUCGCUAUGCUCGGAAUCUAAAAUAAAAUAAACAUUUUUGUAAAACCAAUACAUUCCUCGCUCCACUCAAAACCUAAAACGUAUGAUUAUUUAUAAGAAGGAUCGAUAAAACUGGAGCUUCUUGGAUUUUUUAUAUGGUUUAGUCCAUAAUAUUUCUAUGCAAUAUUUAUAUUUUUUUAUACGUAAAAUAUGUUCUCUUUCUAUUUUUACACUUUGAUAACCAGUAAAAUUUUAAGAGGCAUAAUUAGGCGAUUACCUACACAUCAUCUGGGGAUGCAAAUUAUCAUGUCAAUGUGAAAUUCUGUAUGAUAUUGUCCGUUGGGGUUUUAACUAUGUCGGGAUUCUGACCGUCAUGAUUUUGACCUUGUUGGGAUUUUAUCUGUCGGGAUUCCGACACUCUCGGAGUGUUGACCUUAUCAACAUUUUAACUGUCGGGAUUAUAACCAUUGAGAUUUUGACUGUCAAGAUUUUGAAUGCUUCCCCCGAAUUUUUAUCAAGUAUAAAAAUAUGACAUGUUGACUGCGCCCAAGUAACAGCUAAAAAAUUAAUAACUCUAUAUUUAUUUAAAAUCAAAUGCUGUGACAUGAAAUGUUCGGUCAUAGUGACUUAAGUGAUUAUUAGAUCGAUAGAUACCGUAUCUAUAUAUUUAUCAUGUCUAUACAUAUAGUGAUUUAUUAGUGAUAUAUAGUGAUGAUUAUAUAAUAAUCAAUAGUCAUAGUAUUUGAUAACAAGUUUGUAUUUUCACAAAUACUAUGAUUUUACCAAAUAAAUCAUUUUUAUGUAGUCAUAUGCUAUAUACUCUAAUAUUUUUGUGAGUAUUGAAUGAGUUUGGUCAGAAAAUUAACUUAAGUUGUAUAAAAUAUGGUAAUAAAAACAAACGGGGCAUAGUUGACAUUAUACCUUUUUAAUUUAGAUGAAUGUCUGGGCAUAGUUAACAAAAAAAAAUCAAACGCAGUUUACGUAUGCCCUAGCUGUCACAACCUGAUUAUUUGCAGCCUUUAUCAUAAUAUGAAGUUAUGUCUUCAUGCUUCAUAAUCGUAGUGUCCUAUAGUUCCAUACACACUGUAGAUAAGGCAUUAUGAACUGUCUACGCAAAAGAAGUAAUUGGUAACAGAAACAGAUAGUGUAUAAUAAAACAAAAACAAUUAUUCAGCCUGAUUUUCUACUACAGGAAAAAUGAUGACGCCACCUCGAUAUGAUCGCCUGUGGUUAAUGAUUACUCUUUGCUAACAUAUUUAUACUAUUACGAAUAAUCAAUGUUAAUUUAUUUUAUAAUAAUAUUACAAUACAAUAUAGUACCCAAAUUAUUGUAUCAGUUAGUUAGUAUUUAUUUAUGAUAUUUAAUACCUACUUAUUAUUAUUAAGACUAUCUAAUUAAAAUUUAAAAUAAUAUAAUAAUUAUAUUAUUUUUUUUUUUUUUAUUAUUAUUAUGAAUAUAUAUUAUUCUACCUGUUUAAUACUGUUAUAAUCCAAAGAACUGUUUUUAUCUUGAUCGAAAAUUACAUCUUUGUUCCUGAAAUAAAGUAGAAAAUAUUAAUUAAUAUAUUAAACUUUAUCGAAUAAUUCAAAUUUUCGUAAUGCCCAUUCAAAGAUAAUAUGCUAGUUAUUAUUUAUUAGAUUUAUAGUGUUAUUUUAUAAAAAAAAAUGUCUGUGUAGAAUUUCAUAUUUUAAAUAUGAUUCUGAUGCAAAGAGUUUUGCUUGGUUUGCUUCGAUUUUUAAGAACUCAGUGGUAUCAAAUUACAAGAAAAUCGUAAAAUUAUUUUUCUAAAAUAGUUUUCUCAUUUUGUCAACUUUUCCGUUAUGAAAUACCUAUAUAAUAUUUAUUCAAUCUGAAUUUUUUAUUAAAUUGUUAUUAUUUGUCAAUAUUAACAAUUAUUAUUAAUAAGUACCUAUUAAAUUAAUCAAUAAAUAUAAACACAUUGUUCAAUUAUUUUUUUUUUUAUUUUUUUUUUAUUAUAUAUAUAUAUUUGCAUGCUAAGUAGCUUCAUAAUUUAAUCCAAUAAAUGUUUUUUAUGAAUUUUAAAUUUUUUUUUCAAAAUUCAAAAUUACUUACUUAACGACGACAUUGCGUAAAUGGUGCGAUAAGUUUUGGCCCAUUUUUCGCAUUAGCCACGAGCCUUCCGCAUUUUUACAUGCUUGAGUUACAUUCCAUGGUACUGAUAUCAGUAUGCCUGUGAUUAAAUGUUUAUUUUCAGUCUGUUCACGUGACAUCAAGAAUGUCCCCAACAAUGUUCUAGAGGGAAUAUCAUAUAAUAUAUAAAGUUACGUGAAACUUUAAUGUUUAUACUUAAGCGAUAAUGAAAGUUCACUAAUCACACAUUAUGCUCAAGAAAGAACGUACCGGUAGAAGAAAUGGUCCAUAACACAUAUUUGCUGGUAAAUAUAAAUAUAUUUGUUUUUUUUUCAGAAAAUAAAUUGAAAAUAUUUUAUAUUAUGCAGAUAAUUUAGAAUAACAUCAUACACAUGCAGAAUAUGUUAUAUUAAAAAUAUUUGUGGUUUAUUAAUAUAACGUUUUCAUAUGCCAAUAAACUUAAUUACAAUAAAGUUGUUAUUUAUUAUCUAUAGUUGGUGAAUAAGAAAGUUUGAUUUUUUUGUUGUAUUCAGUUAAAAAAAAUCGUAGAAAUCUCAAAUGUUCACCAAAUUCUUAUAUCAGUCAUUUUUCAACAUAACAUAAUUUUCAAAAUAUUUUGACUAUUUUUAAUCUAUUAAUAGUUAUUUGAAAUUUUUAUUUUUAUUUAGUUCUAUUUGAAUAAAAUUGUUUUAGCCUAAAAAUAAAAGUUCAACAAUUUAAACGAGGUUCCUCAUAAGUUGUAUCUAAUUGGCAACAAAAAGUUGAACGUCAUUUAAUAGUUUUUUUUAUAAAAGCUUAAAAUUCAAAUUUUUAUGAAAUUUGUAUAAAUCGUGUCAUUGCAAAACCUGUUUAAACAAACUCUAUCUAUCUAACAGUUCAUUAGCAGUAUCAGCUCA